This is a messenger RNA of Xyrichtys novacula (pearly razorfish), 46275 nucleotides long. The record is from the annotation of a GenBank genome assembly. NCBI's taxonomy places the organism in Eukaryota, Metazoa, Chordata, Actinopteri, Labriformes, Labridae.
AUGAGAGGAACACACCGCCUUUGGUUAUUGGCUAGUUUAUAUCAGGUGAGAAAAAGUCUAUAGUUUGAUGACCAGAAGACUUUUUAUUCAUUUGAAGUGGAUGAGAUUUCCAACCUGUAAUACAACUUCUUCCUCCUCAGGUCGUGCUGACCUGUGACCGGCAUUUCAACCCUGUUGAGGUGAAUCUUAUAUUUCAGUCCUUCCCCUCCACGAUAGAUUCAGAUUCCUACUCAGUCAACUGCAGGACUGCAAACAACUAUCAGGUAAGAGCAGAAAACAGGUUAUGACUGCAAACAUACACACAAUAUGUUUGAAAAACACAUUUUCUAACUGUUUCUGCAGAUCUUUGUGGAGCCUAUUGAUCGUUCAUCAUGCUCCCCAGACUGCAAAAUGACACUGCAACUGGUUGAGGACCCCCGAGGAUAUACCAUUAUGUUGAGAGCCCACAGAAAUGAUACAACACUGAAGACGAAGACUUUCAACUUUGGUAAGUAGCUCAGGGCGGCAGUAGCUCAGGAGGUGGAGUGGUUGUUGGUUCGAUUCCUCCCUAUCCCGAGUCUGUCUGUUGUGUCCUUGGGCAGGACACUUAACCCACCUUGCUCCCAGUGUGUAUCCUCCACUGGUGUAUGAAUGUGAGUGUUGUGUGGUGGUGGUCAGAGAGACCGUGGGUGCAAACUGGCAGCCACGUUUCCGUCAGUCCCAGGGCAGCUGUGACUACUAAGGUAGUUUACCACCACCAAGGUGUGACUGUGUGAGCGAAUGAAUGAUGAAUCCAAUGUAAAGCGCUUUGAGGGUCUCUGAUAAAGCGCUAUAUGAAAUCUGAUGCAUUAUUAUUACUAUUAUUAUUAUUUUAAGUGUCUGUAGCCUAAGUUUGGUUACUGUUAUCAUUGAGGAAAAACCGGGCCAUUGCUGAUAAACUGAUGUUAACACCUUCAAUCGUCUUCUCUUCUCCUCUGCAUUUGUUCCCAGUUCCAGUCUCCCUGUCCUCCAUUCGCGUGUACACCACGACUACUACAGCUCUCCUGACAUGGACACUUCACCAACAACAACGCCUCUCCACCCUCAGUCUAUUUAACACCCACACACAAUCUGUCACACACAACUUCAAUUUCAAUGUAUCAGAAACAAAAUCUGAGUACAUGGUGAAAGGUCUCGAACCUGGCACACACUUCAAAGUCAAAGUUGAGGUUACUACACACCACAAAGACCUUCAUUUGACUUUAAAGCAGAGACUUGCCAUCAGCGUAGAAACAGGUGUCACUCAUUCAUUUAAACACAAUCACAUAACCAAAAAUUGAUCUUUCAGUUGAAGAGAUGAGUGUCAGAUGAAGUUUGAUGAUGUUUUCUGUGUCCAGCCCGCUGCCCACCUGGCUGGUUUGCCAAUGAGAUUAGCUGCUACACUGUUAGGAGGACUGGUUUGACCUGGAGGGAAGCCCAGCACAGCUGCAGAGACCUGGCAGCUGGAAGUCACCUGGCUGACCUGAAGACCCCAGAGGACCUGCUUUUUAUGCUUUCUGACCUGCUGAGACACAACAACCUGCUGCUGCUGUGGACUGGCCUUAAUGACAAACAGGUAAGCCUAAUCACAGGAAUAUAUGUUCUCAGGGAUGUUACUAAUGAGUGUUGGGGAUGUGUAAUCUCAGCAGGAGAUGUGGAUAAUUAUGUUGUGUUGUUAUCUCCACAUAUAAAAGAUGUGUGAUUUUGGGACAUCGAAAAAGAAAACACUAGAGUGGCUAAUAUUGUAGCUAAUUUAAAACAUUAAUUGGAUUUUAUUGAUUAAAAUCUAAUUUUAAACACCUUAAAGACAUCCUUAGUAUGUAGUUGAUUAUGAUGAAUGUUUUUGAGAUGAUUUGUAAUUAUGAAUCACUCUGUCCUUGAGUGGAUGAAAUUUCAAAUUUGCACUAGGUUAUUUUUUUAUUUAUUCAUUGACUGUUUUUUAUUUCAUAUAAAUAUAUUAGUUUUUGUUCUUGUAAGACUGGAAAAAAUUGUGCAGAAGCAACAAAGUGAAAUGCAGAACACUGAAAAGCAUUUUUUUUUUCUGAAAACAAGAAAACUCUCAAAAUACUUCUGAACUGAUGAUGAGACAUUUAAACAAUAAGCACUUUUCAUGUAAAGGCUUCCUUUCAUAGAGACACUUGUUUUUUCAUGUGAAAGAAAAGUGAAAUUUGAUGAAAGUUUUGUUUUGAAAUGAAGACAACAAAUGUUUCUCUGACAAAUUUUUAGAUGUUACUCUACAUCUUACAAGUCAAUAGAGUUUAAAUAUUUUGGGAAUAUGCAUAUCUUUUUGAUUUAACCUUAGAACCAGCUUGUGAAGUAAAGGCGAGUUUUCUAUUGGCAUAAGGGGUCCUUAAAAAUUUUGGUUUGGAGCAGGACAGGUACCAGUUUUAACAGUUUAUCCUAAAAACAGGGAAUUCUUCCUUUUUGUGUUGGAAUUUUGUUUUAAAUACUUCAGUGACUAAGAAAUAGGCAUGUGCAUCAUAUACACUGCCUGAUGUCUUUCUUGAAUCACUCCACAGGAGGAGGGAAAACCUCUGUGGUCUGAUGGCUCAGCCUACAGCCUGACACAUGCUAUCAUGUCAUCCCUGCCAGCAGAUGAGACGGACUGCUUUGCUCUUCAGAGGAAUGCCACAGGGCCAGGAUACUUUCUCACCUCUUUUUUCUGUGACAUCCCCUUACCCUUCAUCUGCCAGUAUCAGAGUAAAUAGCUUAUAUUGAACCUUUGUGAUUCAGAGCAUUUCAACAUGUUUAAUUUGACUCCUUGGAUUAUGUCACUCAUGCAGUAACGAUGCUUCUUAUCACUACUAAAACUUCUGAAUAAUGAAUCCUAACCAUAUUUUUAUGCAAUCCUCUUCUUGAUUCUCUCCUCACAUUGUCACAUUAUAAUAAUAUCGUGCUUCUCUGUCUCUCACAGCCCCUUCAGUACCUGCCCAUUUCACCUUUGACCUGGUUCAGGUGACAGAGCAGCAUGUAGAGCUUCGUUGGAGUGACCUCUUACCUUUGAACUCACUCAACCUUUCGUCUUUUGAGAUUUUCCUCCAGUAUCAAGAGGAGGUAAUUAAAGCGCUGGAUGGAGGUGCAGAAAAUGGAAGCUGGAGGUCAAACAAUCAAAAGGAGGCACAGAGCCAGAGCAGUGUGAAAAAGAUUGCCAGAGUUCCUCUUUCCCUGUCAUCUAGAGGGGUCACUGUAGCAGGUCUGUCUCCGGGAAGCAUGUACUCCUUCACUCUUAAAGCCUCUCACCCUGCCGGCCCAGCCUGGAGCUUAGCACAAACUCAGACCGCGUUUACAAGUGAGUCUGCACGCAACCUGUCACGCACACAAGUUACACAAGCAACACCCUAUGCGAAAAGAUGCAAUUUAAAAUGUUAAUACUCUCUUUCUUUCAGGACCACUUCCACCUCUAAAUAUCACUGUUGGUCUUGUAACAGUCAGUCAGAUUACGGUCCACUGGAUGCAGACAGAUGCACAGUCAAAGGCUGGAUGUACGUUUGUUGUGCGCUAUGUGGACAUGACCUCAAAAGAAGGGGGAACAGUUGGGAUGCGCAACAUCUCCAGGUCAUCAGAUUCUGUUGGAUUACAGUCAUACACUGCUGUGAUUGGAGGGCUCAAGUCUUACAGGAGAUACAUGGUUGAAGUUUACACUGUCGCCGGACAUGGGAUAGAGAGCUGUGGACAGACGCCUGUGACUGCAGUGACUGGUAAGAAUGUAACUGAUAUUUUUUCACAGAUGAAAAAUUAUGAACUCAGAGUAAAAAGAGAUGCAUCUUUUAUAUUUAAAUGUGUCAGUGCACUCAGUGUUGUUAAGUUUGCAUAAAUAGUGCAAGAUCUAAGAGCUUGAGGGCAGCGAUAUUUAGUCAAGCCAUCUUCAAUUUAUUAAUCAUGUGUUAAAUGUGUUUAAUCAUGUGUUUAAUCAUGUGAAAACAACCAAUGCUAGCAUGUCGUUUUGACUAAAUGCAUACUUACCAAAGCUUCUAUUAUAAAGAAUUUGAUAAGUGUGUUAAGCCUGGGUGUCAAGAUAACAGAUAAUGAAAUUUAGAAAAUCUAAAAGGGUAAAGUUUCAAGACCUACGAAAAAAUUUACAUUUUCAUUUGGCUAACCUUUUUCCUCUUUUGGCAUCUUUUCAUUGCGUCCGUUCCUUUGACAGUCUUCACUUGAACUUAUAAAGAAAAGCUCUUACCACAGUGGAAUUAAAUUAAAGCUGUUGAAUAUGUGAAUGAAUGGAACUGACAAAAAAUUGCAGAUUUACUGUUGCCAACUUCCAAUGAUAUGUUCAAGAUGUUUUAAAUUUCAAUUGGUAGCUGACCCGAUUUUGGUCAUGUGUGUCAAAAUUAUGUAGGAGAAAAUCUGAGGACUGUGUUAGGUCUCAUUUGAAAAUCUGUUGACCGUCAAAACACUGGGAUCAGAAAGAUACUCAGAGAAAACCCCCAUGUGGAUCUAAACUCUGUUGCUUCAUUUAGGGAUUACUGCACUAAGCAAAAACACGUUGAUUUUUAUUUAACAUUUAUAAAAUAACUGAAAUUCACACCAGUGCCUUUUUAUGACUUACAGAAGCACACCAAACCAUCAGAAACAAGACUGACAGUUUUUAUAUAGUUUUUUCUUUUAUACCUGACACCGGCAUGAGGGGGUGGGUAGGUGUCAGCGUAGCCACUGAAGAAAUAGCCCUGUUUUUACAAUGUUCACUAUUAAUGAUAGAUUUGACACUUAAAAGUCAGCAGGAUGAGAUUUUUGUCAGAAGACAGUGUUUAAGCAUCUAGAGGACAAGGUAAGCACAGACUACUUUGUCCUCAAGGAGGUGCCAGAACUGACACUAUACAAAAGUUGCUCACAGGAGCUUUAAAGUGCCUUUUGGAGGCUUUAAAGUUGAGUUUUUUAGACAAAGAAAGGACUUGCACAUCAAUCUUCAGAGCAAGAGCAGCAAAACAAAUAGUAUUAAUCGCACAAAACCAAGCUUUUUGUAUCUUUGUUUUCCAAGUGUGUAGCAGUAAGCCGUCUGAAGUAUUGCAUGCACUCAUAAUGAAGUUUUCUUCCACAUUUUCUUUAACGGUUUGGACAAUGGAGACAUGACAACCACCAUGUAAAGGCUGUUUGAUCACUUGGGGUAAUGAAGAGUGAUCCUGCUAACAUUGAGUUUAACCAAGUGUUCUUUGGUGACAUUACAGCAGGACUUUUUUGUUUUUUAAAAAUCCACGUGAACAACAAUCAAAGUUCUAUUGGAUUAAAACCAGUAAAUUCAACACUCGUGCAAACCAGCUUUUAUAAAAGAAUUGUCCCCAUUAUUUCUCUUUAUUUGCCCAGUUGAUCCUAAAAUCAUGAAGUCAAGAAGGCUUUGUGACCAUUGUUUUGCUGUUAAAAUGACAUUCAUAUAAACCUAUUUAAUGUAAGCUGCUGUAAAAAUACUAUGUAUUGUAUUAACCAGGCGUAAAAAGGCAAAAUGUGAGAUGCUUGAAAGCUUUAUUUUUAUGAGACUGAAACGAUCAAAUGACAUUGAUCCUCUCCAUUUUUGGUGGGAUAGAAAUAGGAGACCAUCUCUCAUCACAGUUCAAAACAGAACCAGUGGAGGUCUGCACUUCUCUUGAUGUUACUGAAGUAUAAAGUAUUGAAGAUUCAGGCAAGAGAAAAAUAGUAUGGGCAAUUUGAAAGUGGCCAAUUAACCUAACCCCACUUAGGAAUGUUUUGGGGAUGUGGGAGGACACUGGAGUACCCAGAAUAAACCCAUGCAGACACAGGGAGAACAUGUGAACUCCACACAGAAAUACCUGGAGUCGGAUUUGAACCCAGAACCUUCUUGCUGUGAGGCGUCAGUGCUAACCACCACACCACUGUGCCACCCUAUAGUAUACCCAUUUAUACCGUAAUAAUGAUUGAUUAGGGCUGAUCCACUUCACUGUUAUCCUGGUGAGUUAACAGCAGCCUGUUCCACUCCAGAUGUUCUUUGAUGAGGCUGUAUUGUCUUGUUAAAUAUCUGCCUAAAGGAUCCCCUGUAAUAGCUAAACAGUAAGGGAUCUCUCAGUUCCAGUAGGUGGGUAGGGUUUUCCUACCCAAGGUCCCCCACCUUCGGCUACUGCCUGGCACGGACUGCACCGGACCCCUUUGGCCUCUCCUAUGGGUGGUGAGCCCAUGGCAAGCGCCAACAGGUGCUCGCCAUCAAACCCAACCCCCAGGUCUGACUCCAGGGCAGGGCCCUGGUGACCCUCCUCUGGGCAAGUGAAACUUAGUACCAAUUAUUUUCGUAAGAGAUCUAUUUGAGCUACCCUUAGUCUGAUCCCUCUCCCAGGACCUGUUUGCCAUGGGUGACCCUACCAGAGGCAUAAAGCCCCCGACAACUUAGCUCCUGGGAUCAUUGGAAUGCGCAAACCCCUCCACCACGGUAAGGUGGUAGCUCGAGGAGGGGAAAAACCCUCCCAUGGGGGAGGGAAAAACCACAAGGUUUUUUUUUUUAUUUUAUUUUUUUAUUAUUUUUUUUUGUUUGUUUUUUUUUAUUUAUUUAUUUUUUUUUUUGUUUUGUUUUUUUUUUUGUUUUUUUAUUUUUUUGUUUUUUUGAUUUUUUAUUUUUUUGUUUUUUUGAUUUUUUUGAUUUCCAACUUUGUGAAUCAUUGAUAUUACAGGGUUUGGAUUUGAUAUCUCUCUAUCUGUCUGUCUCUCUCUAGCAAUCAAAGAAGCUGACAAACUUUUAGAUGUUCAAAUACAUACAUUCUGUCCUUUGACAGGUCAUAAAUUCUGUCCCCUGAUGAUGUUGAAAUGACAGUCAAAAUUUAAACUUUUGCUGGGUUAUUUGAUUUCACAGCCUCAGGUACCGGGCCUUCAUAUAGAGCAGGCUUUUAUUAGAGGCAGGCCUUCAUUGUUCACUAAACCUAGACGAAAACACAAAGUGUAACUCACAAUGAUGUUUACGUGAAUUAUUUAGAGCAGAUCAAGCCUUUCUCAGUUUGCCUGGUCUAGGGUAUUGGACCCCAUAAUUAAAGCAUAAUUUUGCAUCAUAAUUCAAGAUGUUUUAAAUUUCAAUUGGUAGCCGACCCGAUUUUGGUCCUGUGUGCCAAAAUUAUGUAGGAGAAAAUCUGAGGACUGUGUUAGGUCUCAUUUGAAAAUCUGUUGACCGUCAAAACACUGGGAUCAGAAAGAUACUCAGAGAAAACCCCCAUGCGGAUCUUAACUCUGUUGCUUCAUUUAGGGAUUACUGCACUAAGCAAAAACAGAAGCACACCAAACCAUCAGAAACAAGACUGACAGUUUUUAUAUAGUUUUUUCUUUUAUACUUGACACCGGCAUGAGGGGGUGGGUAGGUGUCAGCGUAGCCGCUGAAGAAAUAGCCCUGUUUUUACAAUGUUCACUAUUAAUGACAGAUUUGACACUUAAAAGUCAGCAGGAUGAGAUUUUUGUCAGAAGACAGUGUUUAAGCAUCUAGAGGACAAGGUAAGCACAGACUACUUUGUCCUCAAGGAGGUGCCAGAACUGACACUAUACAAAAGUUGCUCACAGGAGCUUUAAAGUGCCUUUUGGAGGCUUUAAAGAUGAGUUUUUUGUUAUUUUUUGGAGGGUUUUUUUUUGUUGUUUUUAGCUUGGGAUGCUCUGGUCUAGGUGAGACUAGAUCUUUGGCUCUGGUUUGACAAUGAGGACCUCGGACUUGUACUCCUCAGUGAGCCUUUGUGUUUGAUUGUUUGUUUUAUACCAGCCAUGGGUGGUCCCUUAGAGCUGCCAGGGUUGCUCUAGUCUCUGGAUUUUUGGACAGACUCUUUAACAGAAAAUCCUUGCAGUCUGGAGAGACAAAACAGAAAUGGUCAAUGGUCAGAUACAAACACUUACUGUGGAUCUAACUGUGCUUAAGCUGACUUUAUGUGGGUGUGAUUACUUACUGUUGGAAAGUUUUCCAUUGACAUGUAGCUCUUUCUUAAUGAUUUCGGCAGUGGUAGCAAAAGGAUAGCGUCCAUGAACCAUAGCAUAAACUACUACUCCAAGCUGCCAUACUGUAGCUGGUUCAGCUCUGUAGCUCCUAGUGAUGAACCACUCAGGGGAGCUAAAAUCAGGGGUUCCUACAAAAGACACACACACAGAGGAGAUUAGGAAAGAUGUUGUGGACUGACACAGCAACUUUGUUUGGUAGGUUUCAAAAAGAGAACAGGGCUUUCCACAUACACUGGCUGUUGACAAGAAAGGCCACUGCAAACUUACUAAUAUCUAAUAUUUUAAAAUCUCAAACUCAAUUCAUACAGUGACUGCUUACACUGUAAGUGGCCUACUUUUUUACAUUGACUGACUACCUGAUGUUUGUGGAAAGCCCUUAAAAAACAAUGUUCAUUGAGAGAUAGCUUACCUUGCCCUGUAUGGUACGUCCCCUCAGUCAGAAAAGUGCUGCUGCCAAAGUCGAUAAGUCUCACACGAGGGAUUGCAGAGCCAUACUCGAUCAGGAUGUUGUCCAACUUUAUGUCGUUGUGGAAAACUCCUCUUGAGUGGAUCUCUAUGAGGACAUCUACCAGCUGUUUUGUCAGGAUCUGAGGUGGAAAGGGAGAUAUAUACAGAUUGAGUAUCAUGGUGGAGACAGACAGUAUAAAAAGAAAGCAUUGCAAAACUCAUUUCAUCAAGUACUUACUUUUUUCCCAUUCUCUGUCAUGCGGCAUGCUUUUGUUAACGCAUGAAACAGAUCCAUGCAGGGCACUGGUCUUUCUAGGAUGAGUAUCAGCUCCUCUUCUAGAUCGUACCAGUCAAGCAGGGCCACAGCUGCACUGGUUCCUGGGGUUCCUGACUGCACUUUCUGCAUCAUCACCACCUCCCGGGGGACAGAGUCGAUGUUUUCCUCUUUGAUCUUAAUAUAGAAAAUGGAAUAAGAACAUAUGGAGCAUUUUCUCACAGACUAAAAUCAGUCACUUGUCAUGGAACUGAAGUGACAGAGGACAUUUUUUUAACAAUGUAACAUUGUGAAAAGUGUCUGAAACUGAGGUAUUGGGCGCUGUCAGUUUAUAAAAAUCAACAGCUGUGAGUGGACACAGUUCCUUACUUACCGAUAUGCGCUUAACGCCCGAUUGAGGAAUAUGUUUGAUGGCAACCUAAAGGAAACACAGGAAGACCAUGGUUAGCUCACACUGAGUACAAAGCAAAAAAGCAGGGGGAUGUUUAUACACUGGUACAUAAGUGUAUGGUGUAUAGAAUAUUUAAUCUUACUGGUAGAUUGUCCUCAUUUCUAUAUCCAUCAUAGACUGACCCGUAUCCUCCUUGUCCAAGCAGGCCCCUCUCUGUGUAUUUUGCUUGGAGGGCAGCUACAAAAACAAGAAACACACAAAAACAGUUUGAUAAAAAUAGUCCUAAAAUCAUGUUAGCUUCACCUGCUUCAUGUUACCAAUCGUGUAGUCCUCAACCUAUUUCGUAGUGAUCAUAGGUAAACUAGACAUGAGUUUGGUCUCUAACCAUUCUCAAUACUUACUCUCUUGGGCACAGAAGAAACGAACAUCUGGAAAUUUUGAUUCCAUUGUUCUCAAAGCUGAUCAGUUUGAUUGGUAUUCAAAGAUUUGGAUUUCAAAAAAAAAAAAAAAAGAUUUGGAUUUCACGAUUCUCAAGCACCGAUGAUUUCCAACUUUGUGAAUCACUGAUCAGUCCGAACAGUUCGAUUGAUAUUACAGGGUUUGGAUUUGAUAUCUCUCUAUCUGUCUGUCUCUCUCUAGCAAUGGAAGAAGCUGACAAGCUUUUAGAUGCUCAAAUACAUACAUCCUGUCCUUGGUCAGGUCAUAAAUUCUGUCUGCCUGAUGAUGUCGAAAUGACAUCAUCAAUGACAUCAUCAAAAUUCUACUUUUAAGUUCAAACGUAAACAAAAGACUCCAAUUAUCGGGCAUGUUUGUAUUAAUGUUUCCAUGGCAACUGAAUUAGAGACAACUUUUGCUGGGUUAUUUGAUUUCACUGCCUCAGGUACCGGGCCUUCAUAUAAAGCAGGCUUUUAUUAGAGGCAGGCCUUCAUUUGAAAUUCUCCCUGUCUCAGAAAAGAACUACUUUUCAUAUUUAAGUAUAAAGUGAAGGCAUUGUUCACUAAACCUAGACAAAAAACACAAAGUGUAACUCACAAUGAUGUUUACAUGAAUUAUUUAGAGCAGAUCAAACCUUUCUUGGUUUGCCUGGUCUAGGGUAUUGGACCCCAUAAUUAAAUCAAAUCCCAUUUUAUCCAGCUCUACCUCGCCCAUACCUGUGCAGCUCUCCUCAGGUUGUUUUGCAGUCAAAUCUCCAUCCUUUUCUCAAAAUAAAGAGAAUUUUUCCUCUAUGUGGUUUUUCCGAUUCCCUCCUAAACUUUUUAUGUUCUUUUACACACAAAAUUUAUGAUUAACUCACAAUACUAGUGUGUGAAUUACUAUAUUUUCAAUCACAGACUAUUUUGUUCAGCUUUUUCCUUUUUCCUCUUUUUUCAGAGGUGGAGGCCCCUCAUGGUCUAGUAGUAUGGAGCGGGACAGAAAACCUGACAGUCUGUUGGUCCAGUCCAUCUGAUGACCCACCAGAUGCUUAUAACAUCACAUUCCAGCCUCUUAUUUACUCCUCUAUGACUCCUCCAUCUUCACUUUGGAUAAACAAGUCCAGUCCUGCUGCGCUCUGGGUUAAUCAGUCUGUGUGUGUUAAUUUGGGCCCAUUCACUCCAGGUCAGACUUAUGAAGUUGGAGUGGUCUCGUUGAUGGGAAAGGACAAGAGUCGUAAGACCAGUGUCAUAUACACCACAAGUAAGAUAAAAAAACAUAAUGCUGCCCUCAUAAAAGAAGUUCAGACCCAGACAAGGGUCUGUUUUCUGGAUGUGAUCAUUUCUUGUGUUUCUUGUGUAUCUGAGGCUUUACCUUCCUCCUGUGUUAGCUUUUACGAUGCACCCAGCAUAAGGGUUGGUUUUGGCCUGUGUCUUAAAUCAGCUGUAAAUUACACUAAAUACAAUUCUCUAUCAUCCAAGUUGGUUCUCAUCUCUAGGGUAACUUGUUAGGCUUCAUUAUCUAUGAAAAUAUUGCUUAUAAUAGUUUUUACAGUGGUCCUCUGGGCCUUUCUAUGUCAGUGUACCCCUCACACAGACAUCUAUACUAAAUUGAUCUCACAUGUCUGGACAUGCCGAACAUUUUUUUGUGCAAGGAAAAACCAGGCAAAAUGAGAAUUUCCUAAAUCUCACAUGAUUGGAAGAGGAUCUGACUGUCAGUGUGCUGCCUGGCAGUGAACUUGUGAUUUCAGUUUUUGCUCUAAUUAUUAGAUAUUAAUCUAACCGGAUUAACAGCGACCCUAACACAACAAGUGCCAUAAUUUUAAUAAGAGCAUUCUAUAAUUUAGUCAAUUUAAUUUUUUAAUUUUUAUUUUAUUGAAAUAGAGGUUCCUGACAAAGUCAUAAAGCCAUGAUGCAAAAAAAGCUGAUUUAUGUGGUUCUUUUAAGCAUUUAAAAUCAAAAACGGGACGGUGCAGACCCUAACACCGGAGGAGGGUUAAUAAGUUCAAGCAUUACUGCAAAUGUUCCUAUUGUCACAAUAAAGGAUUUACUCUUUGGAGACAGGAAGAGGGUGUGGAAAUUAAGUCUAUGAUCAACUAAUCUGCUUUAAUUUUUAUGAGAGUGUGUGACUUAGAUUGUAGCUGGUACUAUAUUGUCUUUUUGUAUUUUUUUUUAUCAUUAUUCUUUUCCUCUCUCUGUUUUUGUAGAGCCGUUGCCAGUACAGGUUGCAAUCCCUCUUUCAGUGGACACAACAUCUGCACAGUUGUUCAUCCAGCAUCCCCAUCUGGGUCUGAUGGAUGGGGUCAAAAUAUGUGUGUGUCCAGGAGAGUGUGACAGUGGAUGUGAUGAAUUAUGUGCGUACUCUUGUGACUUGUACCCCCUCUCUGCUGGUGUUCAUGUCAUAACUCUAAGCAACCUCAGCCCGGGAUCAGAGUACCAGCUCAAGGUGUACAGCACCAGCAGAGAGCAGAUGGGGCCCCCCUACUACACCCGCCUCAUCAGAACAGGUAAGUUCUUCUCUGCUGGUACUAUCAUUUUAAUGUAUUUCUACAUGUACCAGUGAUAUGACUGUCUGAAGCAGGUUCCCUCAAAUUAUUCAUAACUAAAAGGAGUCAGAGCAUGAAGACAUCAUAAUGACAGAAUGAUCCCAACAAAGUACAUCCAUUUAAAACUCCCAAUAGGUCGUAUCAUCUUUGAACCUGGCAUUUUUCACUUUUGCACAAUUGUCAGCAUAAGUCACCCCUAAAUCAGUCACCUGGAUGUCCCUAUUUUGUGGAUGUUGUCUGCAAUUGCCAAUUUACCGUAAUCCAAAAAGAAUUUGGGUCAGCGACAAGAUAUGUACCCUAGUCAGCCAUAACAUUAGGAUCACUGACAGUGGCUCCAAGUGAACACUUGUUCCUCUCAGUUGAUUUGUUGGAUACAGGAAGAAUGGGCGAGACUAAAGAUCCAAGCAACUUUAAUAAGGGCCAAAUUGUGAUGGCCAAAAAACUGAACUGCAGUUCUUGAGGGGUGUUCCUAAAACAGGAAUGAUGGAAGUUUUCCCAGAACUGAUAGAAUUGAUGUAGUCCCUAAAGGCUCAAAUCUCAGUUCACACUUGCAGUUUGGGGGAUUACUGGGCAGCCAAGUCUGAUAUACGAAGACUCCACUUUACAAGAUUUUAAGAAUUUGAGUAGGGCUGUUUUGGCCCUGACCUGACGAGAGGAGGGCCUACUGAAUGUUAACCUGGUGGUCAUAAUUUUACGGCUGAUUUUUGUUUGUCAUUGAGUAAAAGAUUCAGAUUCUUGGGAUGCACUGAUUUGCUUCUCAAAUUUAGACAAGUCCAUUUACUGCUAACUCAAAAACCCUCACAUGGCUGAGUUCUUCUUAACGAUUAAAACAGCGGUAAGAAAGAUGGCCUGUAGAGCUUACUUACUGAACUAAUACCAUCUGAUUAUAAAAUACUUAAAGACAAUUACACAUUGUGUCUUUCCUCCUGUUUUGUGAUAAUGAGUUAUUAAAACAGUCACUAGAUUUUAUUGAGUAAUUGGAUUUUAUGUUGGCCUUUUUCUUAAAGUUAAUUUGUUUUUGCAGCUUUAAUUAAUUAAUUUUUGAGAAAUGAAACACCACAUACCCCAAGUUGUGAAAAUUACUUUCAAGCACUUUCAAGUAUGUAGGAGCACUGAUCGUCCUAUUGGUUGUGUGGUUGAUUGCAGGUCUGGCACCUCCUAACAGAGUGAGGGAGGGUGUGGUGACAGAGACAUCCAUAGAACUACUUUGGGACCCAGCAGGAGGACCGUCUUACAGCUACGAGGUCAUCUGCCUCAACUGUGACCAUGCACACAUGGUAAACAAACACAUAGAGGAUGUGAAAUAACUUUACGUUCCUGCCUAAAGAGGCUACUAGUGAUUUCAUUGUUAGAUUUUUUUGCAUGAACCAUAUAAUGACAAUGUUGGGCAGCUAUUUAGUUCUGUCAUAUGUGUGUUGCAGGUGCAGAAAGUGUUCAGUCAGAGUGCAAUAUUUUCUAGCCUGACUCCAGGCCAACUUUACCACUUUACAGUGCGAGCAGAGAAGGAGUUCUUCUUAGACAGUUCCCCCAUCACUAUUAAUGUGACAACAGGUUAUUACACACACAAGCACACUCUAAUAUACACAUUAUUACAUAUGCAUUUUUGAAAUUGUUUGCCUUAGCUGCUUUUUGUGAUUUUUUUUGAAAAUAUAUCUUAGCUCCCAGCUCGGUUGAGUUGUCACAUGUCAACAAAACCUCAUCCUCCUUGUGCAUUUGUUGGAGCACGGUCAGUGGAGAGGUGAGCGGACUCUUCCUGUCAAUCAAAAACACAACAUUCAGUCAAGAGCUGAAUCUUUCUCUUCAGGAGCCCAGGUUAGAUUUUUUUUUGUUAUCAGCUAGUAUAAAUAAAUCAGUACAACAUGGAUAUCUCAGAGGUUGUACCUCGUAACACUAACUGCUGAAGGUGUGUGUCAACAGAUCUCACUGCUUUGAAGGCCUUGCUCCUGGAGCAGAGUAUACAGUUGAAGCAAUAACCACUAGCAGAGAAAGACAGAGUAAACCUGUUCAUUUAAUCUGCCAUACGGGUACGUUUCAGAGUUAAAAACAUUGUGUGUGUGUGUGUGUGUGUGUGUGUGUGUGUGUGUGUGUGUGUGUGUGUGUGUGUGUGUGUGUGUGUGUGUGUGUGUGUGUAAAAGGAUAACAAAAAUAUGUGGAUUAAAACUGAAAAAGGAAAUAAAGUUGCUUAAAUGACUGCUAUUUACAGUGAAAGUUGACAACAAUUUUGUGUUAAUAUAUAGUGUAACGUGCUAAUUAGAUUCUCUUUCAGUCCCAGAGGUACCACAGGAUGUUACUCUUUCAGAGCAGGCAGGGACUUCAGUGUUUGUCACCUGGAGACCACCACCAGGACAGGUGGAGGGGUACAAGGUAAGGAAUACAUACUACAGCCACUAACCCUUUACAAGUAACAAUAACAGAGGGAGAGGGAGACACUUAAGGCUGUGCAAACCUCAGUUCAGAUCAGCAUGAUGCUCUGUGUUAUCUUUCUAAUACAGAAAACACUACAGAUGUGAUUUUUUAAGGACAAAACAGGCUGAUUAGUUCAGGUUUAAAGCAUAAACACUCACCUGUUGGUUACUUAGCAACUAAUGUCGUCACACCACAGAUUGGGUUACCAACUCUUAAAAGAUGUAUGACCUCUGUGGAGCCACAUCCAAGAGGAAUGACCAAGCACAUUACUUGCACGCACAGUACAAAACCACAUUCACAGAAAUAUAUAAGACACAUUUGUAGUUGGAUAGAACUGCUAAAUGUAAAUGUUUCGAGAUUUUGUUGUUAGUUUUUGUUAUAAAACCUUAAAUAAAUUUUAUUUUUAUUUUUAAAUCCUGAAAACUUCUUCUUUUGUUUGUUUUCCUCAGCUCUUUUAUGGUUCGCUGUCCAUUGACAGGAAGUCGUGGAUUGAUGUGCUGAUCCUGGGUAUUAAUUAUGAGAUAAGGAAUUUGAUCCCGGGGUCAGACUACAGUGUCAGUGUUCAGAGUGUGCUGGGCUCAGACACCAGUCAGGCAGUGCACAGAGAGUUCAGCACACGUAAGAAACACUCCUAAUUUCCGGGACACAGUAUUUCACCGCAUUAGCCUGUCAGGACAGGAAAAGAUGUUGGUCAUAAAGUUGUUUUAAUGUUUGCUUCAUAUUAUUUUCUCUAAAUUUGAUAUUAAAUGUGUGAAUAUUUCAACUUCAUCUGUUUCCAGGCCCUGCAGGAAUAUGCUCUCUUCACUUAGGACAUGUGAACUCGUCCUCUGUGUUCGUGAGCUGGAACAGUGCGUUUGGAGAAUUUGACUUUCACAGAGUCACUGUGGCCAACACCUCGGCCACAAACACACUCACCAUACCUAAGGAGGACCAUGUUGCCGUGGUUACAGGGCUGGUGGACGGCUGCAGCUACAACGUGAGCGCUGAGAGGGUGAGGGGAGUGACAGCGGGGAGUGCUGCCACUCUGACUGUAACCACAGGUAAAGGAUAACACAAGAGCUGCAUCAGUGGAUGUCCAACACGAUCACCAGCUGUGACGGUUCUUCAUCAAACCCUCUCAGCCUCUCUGAUUGUGUUUUUCUCUCUUUUCCCUUUCUUCAUCAGUGCCAGCUCAUGUGCGAGGAUUGCACGUAGUAAGUGUGUCUGCACGUGAGUUCACGCUGCGUUGGGAGCAGGCAGUGGGGUGUGUGGAUCAUUACAAAGUGAACCUGCAGCCAAAUGAAGGAAAAGUCACAGUUCACCCUGCACGUCAUGGAUACGUUCAGGUACACACACACUGGACUGAACACGCUCUGAAAGUCACAAAGUCAUCCCUGAAUUCACACCUUGUUAACUCAUGAUAGAAACCGCCAUUAGAGGAGGCCUGAUAUUACAGACUGGCAGCUGAAUUAUAAUCCUGAAUGUACAAACUACACACACUUACACACACACAAACAAACAAACACACAUUAUCUCUCCUGCCAUCCAACCAAGUCCUUCUCCAUAGUGGCUCUUCCCGACUGCCAGGUGUCAGUUACCCCCAAAAUGUAACCUUACACACCCUGCACACACACGCUCACACACAUCAUACUGAGCACAGAGUUGAGUAAUAGAUCUCAUUAUUUAUUUAGUUGGCCUUAUGAGCUCAACCCUGAAUCAUUCAUUUGCUUAAGCAGCUUACCCUAGUGAGAGAGAGAGAGGGAGAGAGAACAGAGGGAGAACAUUAGCCUUGUGCUAAUGAAAGGACCCACUGCCCUCUCUGGCCCAGAAACUACAAUUUUGGAAUACCUCAAACUUUGAAGUGUUCAAAUCCAAUGCCUGGACCACUAACCCUGCAACCUUUACUCAUGCCACUAACCAGCCUAUAGACCUGGAGGUUUUCCUGCUCUGCACAGUGGAUUACCUGGAGACCACUGCUAACAUUUUUCCACUAACUCUGGAUGCUGCUCUGCUGGGGAGGCCUCUCACCUUCUGAGUCCAAACUAGAGCUAAUUCUGCUACCCAGCAUGGCCGCCUUCUCUCUCACAGUGUUAUUCACGCUCUGCUUGGGCCUGGUAGACUCACAGGUAGGAAUUCAAAACUCAUUGGUCACAGACAGACCAUCACUGUGUGUAUGAAUUGCUUUUAUCUUUUGGUUGUGCACUUAAAAAUUCAUGCUAAGAUAAAGAUAAUCGGCCUGGUCAUACAUCUUGGAGGUAACAUGAGUCUUUUAGUUUCACACAUAGUCACCAAACACAUGUCAUAGGUUUGCUGCAUCAGGAAUCAAUGAAAAAGCACUCCAAACACCAACAGAAAAGUGCACCUAGAAGAAGAAAUGGAGUGUCAUGUUAUCAUCCAUUCAUAACUUGACAUCUUUAUUUUGCAACAGAUGGCUGAGGAUUUCUUCUUCAGAUAAAGACAUCAUGUGUGCUUGAUAUUAAAACAUCUCAACAGAAGGCUACGGGAGCGCUACUGCAGAUUUUAAACAAAACCAAUCAAAUUCAUUCUUGCUUCUAUUUGCACAAAAUUCUUAGAGGAUUACUGUUUUUCAUUACUGUGCUCCACAAGAGUGAUACUAAUCCAGGAGUUUGCACCUUAUAGUGUAUUUAUGUACCUGCCAGUGUGUGCUCUAUUUCAACAGAAAGGAUAGCUUUUAUUGUGAAAAACUAUGACCACACUUUGAUCAAUAAAAAUAAGAAAUAACAUAAUUUGAUUAAAAGAAACACUUUAGAAACUAGUGGUUGCCUGUUUCUUUGUAGCAGAAAUAGGCCUGUUGGGUUUUCCAUUAACUCAUCACCAAAACCAGCAACAUGAUAGAAAAAGGCUGAAAGAAAAAGUGGCAAAUGUGGCCAUGGGAUUUUUUAUUUUUAGCUUACUACCUUUUGUUAAAUGAGAAAUCAUCAAAAACAGUAAAUCAAUGAGUUAAAAACCAUUUUACAGGGCAGCUACUGAAUGUAUUACUGCAGCUGAUGAUGGGACAAAUCAUUUGUAUGCAAGUAAGAAGAGGAAUUGCACGUUAGGUUAGAUUAGAGAAUAAAUAAAAACAUGGAGUCUUGCAACUAUCUGGGGAAAAUAAUAUGGAAGAAAACUUGACAAAACCUGCUAAAAAGACAAAACUGUGGAUCACCGUUUAAGGUACCAGUAUACAGUUUUUGUUAGACAAACAGUGGAUAGUUUAAAUUAGAUUCAUAAACAACACAUCAAAAGGCCAAGCGUUUGGGAUACAUAAGACAAAACUGGAUAGAGGCAUUAAACUUCAGUAAAUUACUGACAAUAGUAACCAUGUGAGUGUACUGGUAUGCUCUGCUGUUUUCACAGGCCGACGUGGUCAGUGUCAGUCCAGGCACACAGUACACUGCGACAGUCACAGCAUCCUCCUCCUCCUCAGUCAUCAGCCCUGGAGUCAGCCGCAUGAUCAGUACCAAUGAAAGCGGUGAGAAGUGCACAUGCACAAACUGUUGUUGUUUGCUGAGUUUGACUGCUAGAGUCACUAAGUUCUCUUCUGCCCUCUGCUGUUUAAUUCAGUGACUCUGUUGUGACACAUGACCACGCUCAAGGACAGAAAGUAGUACAGGAGAUGUGUGUAUUUCUGUGUGUGUAAAGGGGAAGGGGAGGGGGGGUAUAUUCCCUUCCCUGUUUAAUUCCUCUUAGGGUAACUUAAGCCUGGGCUUUUGAACCACAGAAUGAAUGGGCCUGCAGUGAAUGUCAGUAAAAUGCCACUGCUGUGUGAGGCCUUAUUCAUCAGAGAUUGGCCUCUCGUACGGUCACAGACACAUUCAUACGGUCACAGACUCACUCAAACGGUCACAGACACACACACACACUGAUCGCUGCCAAGACACUAAAAGUUUUGAUCGAAUGAUUCUGGUUUUGUGUUCUUUACAUCUUCAUGUUCAGAGAGUGUUUAUCACACAUAUUUUGAUAUAUUCGUACUGUGUUAAACCUCUGCUGUGUUGGUGGUACUAAACAGAGAAGAUAGACUGAAAAGACCGGAUGAGGAAUGACACUUGAUUUCCCCUCCUUCUUACACCUGUUCCUUCUGUUCCUUCAGCUCCUGGUCCAACUUCAGGUCUUGAGGGGGAGGCUGUGGGCUCCAAUGGUAUACUACUCUCCUGGACAAUGCCAUCAGAUGCCAACAAUAUUGACGGAUAUGUUAUCAGGUAAUUCUCUGUUGUCUUCUCAGAAAAUUGGUAAUUUAUGUCUUUAUUAGGACCAUAAAACUUGUCCAUGCCGCCAGCUGUAUUGCCACAAAAUUAGUUACUCAAGAGGAUGUUGAUUUCUCUGUUAAAUGUGCAAGUAGUCAACAAAUGAAAUAGAGUGGCUGCCCACCCCCUUAAAAAAAAAAUGAAGCUGGGAGGGGUCGUCAUAGCAAGGCACCAUGAAAACUCCUGCGACGUCAUUUGUAUGUAACACAAACACAACUCAAACGCAUGAACAGUGAUGGCAGGUUUUGAAAAUAGCAGGUUUGAUUCUUGUAAUGUUGCUCUCUGGCCAAUCAGAAGCUUGCUGUCUAUUGAUAUCAAAUUUUCAGCUUGACUCAGCUCACUUUAAAUCCCAGCCAAUUGGGCACUAAAAAGUACCUGGUACCAGGUGCUAUCACCCAGUGGAAAACCCUAAAAACCAAGCAGAGUCAAGUUGAUGCUAGUGGAAAAGUACCAUAAGUAAUAAGAGUGGGGUCUGGAGGUCCUCUACAAGAAAGAUAGUAUCUGGGUAAAAAUGUAUGCAGUGGUUUGUGUUUGAGAUGACUGAUUUAAUAAUAAAACACAAUUUUUUUUGUAAUAACAUUAAAGAAAAUAAUGUCUAUACACAGUGCGUGGUGUAUUAGGAGAACUUUUCAUUCUUACCUUGCAGAUUUUAUUUCAGAGGGAUAUAUAUGUGUGUUUUCUUUUUCAUCAGUGUUCAGUGACAGAGACAGGAUGUAGCCUCGAGUCGCCUGGCCAUUCCCGAAAUCUAAUUGGCUGCCUCACUGAUCAACCUGAAAUCCUAAACCACAAUCAGUGUUUUGCCAUGUCAGAGGUGGCACUUAAAUUGAAAUCAACUGCACGGGUUGUGUUUCAACUGGCUGCUGGAAGCGUCUUUGCAUCGCAGUGUGGACCAUUUGUUUUCUAAUGGAACUUUAAAGCUCCUGUGAGGAAUUUUUAGUCUGUGUUAACUUUGAUGCCCCCUGCAGACAAAGUAAUAACCUUUAAAUUGUUGUUGAUUUGAUCUUGUCCUCUUGAAAGUGGUGUUAAAUGUUGACUUUGGGUAAACAUCUUUUUAAUUCAGCAGAUUUAGUUUUGUUACCUUUCAAACUUAAACACUAGUUAAAAGAAUAUAGAUUUUAAGUAGAUGUGAUUUCUUGAGAUGACCCUCCAAGGUCUGGGGUAAGCCCCUGAUUUUUACCAUGCUUGGCUACCUCUGCAAAAAUCACCUCCUCAGUGUGGCUAUACCCUUUGUUACUUUCUUCUUCCUCUGACAUUUUCUGAGUUGCAGUGGUAACUUGCAUCGAAAACAACCUAUAGAACUUGUCUUGAUGAUCUUGAUUGCUUUUCUCUUAAAGUCAUCCAGAGACGCCUGUAUUAAUCUCAGGUUGUCCCAAGAUCUGCUGUGGACUCAUUGCUUUAGAUCUAGAUAAGGGUUCUAAAUCAGUACCUGUAAAAUGUAGUGAGGAUGUGAAUAAGAAAAGCACUCAUAGUGCCUCGUGGCCCCUUUCAUAGUUUGAGCAUUCAAGAUCCAAAAUGCAAUCAUGUGUCAGCAGGAUUUUUGUUGUAGUGGAUUCAGCUGGAUUUUAGUUUUCUAUCCUAUUACAGGGAGAUUACUUUGCAAAAACAGUCUUUUAUCCGCCAGCAACGACAGGUUUUUGAGUGAGAGAAUCCUUAUUAUGGGAGCCGACCAAAGCUGGUCUAAUGACCUGAUAAGUAACAGAUUAUUUUCCACCACUGUCAGAGUCUGUCAUCUAGCCUCAAACAGUUUUAAAAUGUAUUACGUAUGUUAGAUAAUGAACAAGAGUUUUCCUGCUUCAGGUACAAGGAAGUGUGUCCAUACCCUGAUCCAACCUUCACUCAGGUGACCAAGUACCUGGACAUACCAGAGACACUGCUCACUGACUUUACUUCGGGCUCCACGUACCACAUUGAGGUAGGAUUUAAGUCGAGCUAUAUUUUUAUAAACUGGUUAAUGUGUGUUAAAAAAUGUACACUUGAAAAUAAAACUAAAACAGAAAACUAAAACAACUAAAAACCAACAAUAUAGGGAAAACUGCACUGUAACAUGACCCUGUCUUUGAAAUGAACGGAUGUCUGUUUGCAUAAUUAGUAAAAUAUUUUAUCAAGUAGAUCUACACCAAAGUACCAAAGUCCUUCUGGAAACUCUCCUGUAUUGUCAUGUUAAUGUGGCGAGCCGACUCAGAUCCAAAAGGAACAGACUAUUCUCUUGAUGAGGCUGAAUACCGGUAAUUGAUCCCGAUUGCAUUAUUAAUCAGGUAAACAGAUCUAUGGAUCAGCCUUGGCUCUUUCCACUGUCUGUUGUCACUGAGCUUGAAUGUGAUCGUGCUUAUUAGUUUUCAAAAUUCAUUAACCCACAAUGACCUUCAUAGAAAUGGACCCCGAGAGGCACACACAUUGUGAUCAUAACUGCACAUACUGCAUUGUGUGUAUUUUAGCUCGUGGGGGUGUGUGUGUGUGUCAUGUUACCACACCUCACCCAUGAGCGUAUUAGCCCACCAAACCAAGCACAAAGCUGGGAUCAUGAUUAACUUCUCCUCAUGCUUCUGCAAUUACCUCAAACACAGUAAAAGUUGUUUUCAUGAUGAUGUAACAAACAUUAAUCUAAAUCAAUUAAGUUUGUAUGACGUAAUUAUUUGAAGUGUCUGCUGCCAAUGCUGCUCAUGGUGGUUCAAAGUGUCCUAACUCUAAAAAAACUCUGAUAAACUACAAACAACCAACCACAAAUAUUGCAUUGUUGUAAGAAUUGACAACAAAAUUAGGGACAUGGUAACCUGUGAAGCCAUGUUUUCUUCAAGGUCUACUGUAAAAAGCAUAGCAUUCAUCAAAUAAAAUAAUAACAUACACUGCUUCUGGUUAUUUACAGGCAACACACUCACAUCACUCUUAUGAUCCAAGUGGCCCUCCAGUGCAGAUUCAGCACAGGGCUGCAGUUUUUAUGUUGUCGUACAGAUUGGACCAUAAUGUGCUGUGCUUUGUUUGCAUUCCAGAUACUGAAGUUUGUCAUUUUAUUUUGGUGUAUUAGCAAAAAGAAGUAAUUUUAGAUGUUAGUGAGGUGAUAUUAUGUUGUUGUUUUUCAUUUGUUUUUCUUACAUUUUUGGAAAAAAAAGUUAAAAGUUAGGUGUCGGUACCUUGCAUGAACAAAGUUUCAGUUUGCAAGGUUAAUGGAUGUUGAAGUAACCUAAUCCCAAAAUGGGCAUCACCAGAUUGUGAUAUUACCAGAUGUGAACAGCAAAAAUAUCAUUUUAUUAAAAGAAACACAACUUUGUCGCAUAGCAACAGUGAAAGAGGCUUCCAGAGUGCUGAGGGGUCUUAGGGGGACAGUGGCUUAAACAAAGUAUCUCAGACAGAGCUGCUAAGAAGCUAUCAGGGGGAUGAUAUAAAGCCAAAAAGCAUAAUUCCCCCUCUGUGGUUGGCAAAUUAAAAAAUCAAUCAAAUAGACAUCUUUCCUCUUGAGCAAUAAAUUAAUAUUUUUUAGUGAAAGAAGUUAUUUUUGUACCCCAUUGAAAGUAAGAGAUUUCCACAUUUAGGUAAUAUCAAAUUGUUUUGAUAAAAGGACUUACAUUGCCACUUGAUUUUUAGGUCAUAGUUAAUCAAAUUUUUCUGAUAAUUCUGGUCAAAUAUCUGAGAAAGAUAAAGAGAGUAGAAUCUGAGACCAACAUACUACAAAUAGACCUGAUGUAUAAUAGUGAGUUAUGGUCGUUUCAUGUGUUAAUGGGCUCAUUGGUCAUUGCCUGAGUUCAGCACCUUGACGGCUCUGAUGACUGAUGUUCUGACAGCAUGAAACAUGAUUAAUGACCAGAAAAAAUAACCCCCAAUUCCUCUCUCUCUCUUUCUUUUUUUCUUCCUCUUUCUCUCUCUGUCACUGCAUCUCUCUCUGUCCCUUCAGGUUGCAGCCAUCUCUUCAGCUGGAAUAGGAGCCUUCAGCAAGUCUUUAUAUAUAAAGACAGCUGAGUCACGUGGGUAGAAAUGCUCAUGCAUGAACACUUAUGUAAUAAUUUAACAUCAGGUAUUGUUUAAAUCUGGCAUGUGCGUGCAAUGACCUAUGUUUGCUUUUCUGCAGCCCCUGGUCUUGUGACCAACUUGACAGCAUUUGCUCAGAACCACACCUUUGUUAUGGUCACCUGGUUCCUGCCGCACCGCAUAAACGGCCUCAUCACAAAAUUUGCUGUAAAGGCUAAACACGCUCGUACCGGGCAGACGGUUCGCACACUGGAGGUCAAUGCAGAGGACAUCAUGACCGGAGCACUGCCUCACUGCAACGUACUGCAAUGAGCUGUUUUUUUUAAUCGAUUCAAACAAAGAAAACAAAGGAUCAUGAACAAAAGAAACACUUGAAAUAGCGUUUCAUUGAUGUCCUUUCUCUGUGUAUAUCCUGUCUGAUUUUGAACUAGGACGCAGCUGAUAUCCUGUCCCGUGCAACUGUCAGUCCUUUUGAGAUAACAGCAUCUUUACCACCCAUCACCCUCUCAGCCGUGCCCCCUGCGGCCUCCUGGAGUGUUCCCAUAUCAGUAGGAGUCGAUCAGCUAAGGCCUUACACUGCCUAUCUGUUCGAGGUGUCUGCCUUCACCUCUGAUGGAGAGGGACAGAUAGCCUCCACUAUGGUGCGCAUGCCAGAAUCAGGUGUGGGAAAAAUAAGCCAUGCAGUUUUUUUUUGUUUUUUCAAUUACUUCACAAGCUAUGUUCAUCACUUCAUUUAUAUGUUUAUGUAUUACAGCCCCAGAAGAUCCACCGCAGAACUUCAACGUAUUGAACAUGACAUCGAGAUCAAUUUCAGUGUCCUGGAGCUCUCCCAAGAUCAUCACAGGGAAAUUCAGCUACGUGCUCUACCUCGAUGGACCAACAGGUUUGUGGAAAGUAAUGCAAAAGCAGAUUCCAACCCUGACUUUAAUAAAAUACUCUCUAUAUUUUUGCACUUUUCACUCCAGGCUAUCUGUAUGAGAACAGCACUUGGGACAUGCGGUUUUCCUUUACUGGUUUGAUGCCUUACACAAAUUACACUGUGGCCGUCCGAGCCAAAGCUGCAGGAGAGGUGGGUCCAGCAGCCAAGGAGGUUGUCAUCACACCUGCUGAGGGUGAGGCUUUACAUAAGAUGAAGACGUACAGGUUUCAUUUCUCUGUGAUAAUUAACAAUCAGCAGCAAAAGACGACCAUUUCAAUCGAAUAGUUGUUGUGAUAGAUUUUCCUUUCUAUUCUUGUGAGAGUGUUUGCUCCAUAAGUCACACAAGUCUUUUUUAAACUCCCUUCUAUGUGCGCUCGUACGUAGCACCCAGUGCAGUACAGGACUUGGUGGCAGUAGCUGAGGAUUCAGUUUCGAUCCGUGUGAGCUGGAAGAGCCCGGCCCAGCCCAACGGUCAGAUUACCCGCUACAGACUGCAGGUUCUGGUUGAUGAGGUUCUGCUGCAGGACAUCACCCUCUCUGCAGAAGAAGUAAGCCAUACAUUGUAUUUGGUGUAGCUGUCAUAAAAUAGCCGAUAUGUGAGAUGUUGAACCAAUAUUGGCUCUUUGUGUUUUGCAUUUACAUAGACCAUAUUUACAGUGGGUAAGCGCUCCAGUAUUGGGUAUUUUUAAGGGUGGGACAUAAUUUCAUAAGCACACGUACAAUCAAGUGGAACAAAAUGGAUGUGAAGCAAAAACUUUGGUUUACUCAAGUUGUUUGACUCUUCAAACAUCAAUACUACUUUAUUUAAUACGCAUGUUCUGAACCUGUGUCUUGGCAUUUUAUAUCAACAACCUAUUAUGUAAGUUUUAAAAAGUGUGGUACUCUAAUCCAAUGACCUCAUACAUUAUAUUAGACUGUGGCACAGUGGGGUUUUUUUCCACUUCCUCUUCAUGCUAAAUUGACAAAUUCCACACUCGCGGGGCCAAAUAAAAAGCAAACUCACAUGCAACCUGCAAGCCAUGUCCACCGGUGUCUACUAAUUCAAGAAGACGUUGCUUUAAGGGCUGAUGAGUCAGGCCUAUCAAGAAUCUGUGCUUCACCCAACCAGAAGAAAUCCAAAGCUACAGUCAGAAUAUUGAAUUCAUUUUUUCUUUAUUCAGAACACAACUGAUAUGUACGACGAUGUGACUCGUCCUCCCGGUGUCCCUGGACGGCGUAAGAGGACAGCUGAGCUCACUGAGAUUACAUCACCGCCGAUUUUCACCACAACUCUUGCAGAUCGAACACAGCCCACUGUUGUCACUGCCUCCAGCUUCACACAGUUUAGACAAAGAAGCGUUGACUCCAUCACCAACACUGAAGCUCAACCAACCGCCGUCUCCAUGAUCACUGAGGAGUCUGAUGUCACUUCAGCUCCUGCUUUAUCAUCUAGCAAUGAGAAUAUUCAAUCUACUGACCCUGCAAUGUUAGUGACUGCUGUGUUUUCUCUGACCUCUGCGCCACCUGCUUCGCUUCCACCUUGGCUAACAAAGCAACCACGUGAUGAGGCGAUGACCUCAGAUUCUUUCCCCUUAGCUCUGACCCUGGGCAAGCUCCGCAUGUCCACAAAUCAUGCAUCAUUAACAGGACAGUUUUCAACACGCGCUGCAGCUUCUGGUACUACAGGUGAGGAGUGCUAAACAUAGACGCUGCUUCUUUCCGCCCACUGCACCUAUUGAGUUGAAUUAUUAUACUCAUAAAUCCUGUAUAUAUGCCGUCAUUUGCACCCAUUUGUGUCUGCUUGCAUGCUGCAGGUGUGACAGUGAGACAGGAGGUGAUGGAUGUCUUAUCUGGGGAGCUCUCUUACCUGGUGUCAGAUCUGAGUCCUUUCACUGAAUACACAUUUAGGGUCACUGCUUCCACCACUGUUGGAGAGGGUCCUGCGAUUGACAUCACUGAGAAAACCAGGGAGCAAGGUGAGUUGUUGCAUGUCCCUAGCAACUGUUUUUACCUGUACAAAAAAAAUCCUGGGAUGUUUAAACUGAUUGUCCCAUUUAUUUUCUAUGUUGUUUAGUCCCCAGCCCAGUACUUGAAGUGUCUUAUCAAAACAUCAGCUCCACCUCCAUAUCAGUAAACUGGGUCCCACCACUCAAUCCCAAUGGACUGAUCACACAUUACACAGUCUAUAUCCUCAACCUUCAUAACAGUCAGAAACUGAAGAGGGUUUCUAACUCUACAAGCAUACUGAUAACAGGUAAACACCUCUUCUGGGCAGUUCUGUUCAAUUAUUUCAACAUCUUUUACAGGCCUAAUGAGAAAUCUCUCUCUUUUGUGGUUGACAGAUUUGGACAAAUAUACUGGUUAUAAGCUACGUGUUGCCGCGUCAACGGCUGCAGGGGAGAGCUCACUGUCAGAGGAGGAUGACAUCUUUGUUUACACGUUAGAGGACGGUAUGUGCUGAACACAAACACAUACAUAACAAGCACAUUUUCAUAAUGUUGAAUUUUGGAGUGCUCUGUAUGUGGUAUGUCUGACGAUAUAUCCCAACUACUAUUUUCACUGGCAGAUAGUGAUAUUUGUCAUCGUUACACAUUUACAGUGUCGUUUUUUCUUAUUAGAGGUAGUCAGUGUGAUACUAGAUUAGCUGCGUUCAGUCUGUUAUCUUUCGGUUUAAUAAGACAGUACACUUCAAUUUUUCUUUUUCAUCCCAUACAGAGCCCGACUCUCCCCCUGUAAAUCUCAUGGUGGAUGACACCACCCCUUCCACUGCCACACUGACUUGGUUGCCACCAGAGAAAGCCAAUGGGGUGAUCCAGUAUUAUGAGGUCAUGUAUGAGAAUGAAUCCUACUCUGCAAUGACGAACACAACCUCCAACAGAGUCACCUUGAUGUACCUGAAGCCAUUCUCCUACUACAACGUAACUGUGAGGGCCUAUACACGUUACGGCCACGGCAACCAAACGUCGGACAUGUUGUACCUGCUGUCUGGAGAGGACGGUAUGUUAAUACAUGCAUCCACCUUGACUGAAACGCAUGUGUUUCAAUAACUGGUCUCACCACAGCAGCUAAAUACACAAUUUUACUUGCUGCACAGCUUGAUAACAAUAUCAUGCAGUAGUAGAGUUUUAAUGAACAUGGUUUUAUGCUUCCCUGCCUUCACAUGACAUUAAGAUAACGUUUGAUCACAUUUCACGGUCCAGAUUUUUAGGAGCAUUUUUUUUGGUGUCCUCUCUCCAGUACCAGGCAGUCCUCCGUACGGUGUAGCUUACGAGUCAGUUAGUCCCAGCGAGGUGAAUGUGACCUGGCAGCCUCCUCUGAUGCCAAAUGGAGUUAUUACCUUCUACAGCCUGGAGCUUUGGAAUUCAACUCACUACCUGAACCUCACCUCCCCGACCAACUACAUCCAAAUCACACAUCUGAGGAAAUACGCACAGUACCGCGUCAUCGUGCAAGCGCACACACGUGUAGGGCCUGGGAACUUCAGCAGCGAGCCGCUCAACAUCACCACGCUGGAGGAUGGUGAGAGGGAGGGGUACGGGGAAGAGGGAGGGGGGCGGGUUUGCUUUUUUCAUCCACAGCAUCCUGCACGGUUACAUCAUGACGGAGUUCAAAGGGUGUCUGAUUAAAUCUGACUUUCCUCUCCUUGUUUCCUCCUCUCUAACAUCUCUCUGUUACAGCUCAUGCUAACAAUGUUACAUAACAGGUUUUUGUUGCUGCCUGGCACUCGUGUCUCCCAUCAGUACUGAGCAGCACAAUCAACAGACAUUCCUACUUAACGGCUUUUCAUUUCAGGGCUGUAUUCCCCCUGGCCUGUUCCUGAGAGGCAGAUUGAGGUUAUUUGCUUGGUGCAAAUAUAUAUGAAAAAAAAAUCCUUCACCAGUUCAGUCUCUGUUUAAAUGUCAGCCUACUAUUUGCUUCAUGUUACUGGAAAGUCUUUCUCAUGGGUCUUAGCUCCAGAUACACCUCCCCAGUUCCUCCGAUCUAGGAAGUUGUCAGAUUAUGAGGUAGAGUUGUCAUGGCAGCCACCACUUGAAGCCAAUUCAGAAGUCCUCUACUAUGUUGUGAGAGUUUGGUGAGUAUCAUAAUGUACCUUUUUGUGUCAGUUUUGCAAUCUGUUGAAACAAAAAUAAAUAUUUUCUUUUUUUUUUUUUUUUUAGGAAUGAAACAAGUGAGAUGUGGCAGAAUGUAACUAACACAUCUCUGGUCAUUAAUGUGGACUCAGAGAGCCGCUACAAUGCCUCUGUCUCCAGCUGGACCAGGCUGGGAGAUGGAGGAGUGCUUAUAUAUAUCAGCUUCACCACCACAGACGCAGGUGUUCGAUGCUUGUUAAAGUAAAUUUGACAGAUAUCUUCAUAAUCCUCGCACACAAAACAGUUUUUCUCAUUUGGUAUCUGUCUUCUUCUCCUUUCUGUGUGUGUGUGUGUGCUCGCUUGUAGAACCAUUUGACCCUCCACAGAAUGUGACUUAUGCAAAUGUGACUGCUUCCUCUGUCACCUUGCUGUGGCACCCGCCCACUGAACCAAAUGGGAUCAUUGUGCAUUAUACAAUUAACUACUCUGAUAACAACACCGUGAAUCAGCAGGUGAGACACAAACUGUAAAACAAAGCAGUCCUCUAUCCUUUCAUUAAAAAAAACCAAAUGACUCUUGACAUCUUGUAAAUGCCGGUUUGAGAAAGUACCCUCAAAGACCUUUUUGUAUUACCCAGAGAGUUCCCGUUGGAACCUUACCUGCCCCAGUUCCUCCUGAUUCAUUACUCUCCUACACUCUGACUCGGCUGAUUGGGGGCACUAACUACACCCUGUGGAUGACCUCCAGCACAUUGCAAGGGGAUGGAGGAGUCCAGAGCGAGCCGUUAACUAUCUUCUUACCGGAGGAUGGUCAGUUAGACAAGCACUAAAACACAAUACCACAUAUAGUAUCACAAGUAUUUAAACAGAAUUAGACAUAGACAUGAAACGCAGCGCACAAUCACACAGAGGACUAAUGCAUAAAGGGACUCAGAGUCUGCACACUUUUUCAAAACUCUUUGAUUUCCAACGAAAAAAUUGCAUAAAAACUCUGCAAACGAAAAGUGUUACUUUCAGCCUGUUAGUUAAAGGAGAUAGCAGUCUGUCUGACAAACUGGCUCUAUUUUUGUCCGCCUGUGACGCUCUGCCUUGACGACAGCCGGUUUGUAUUUCCUUUUGCUGAGCACGAUGAAAGUUGUGAGGGAUUAAAAAAAAAAAAAAAAAACAGAAGAAAAGAGAGCACCGAGCUGUUUAUGAUAUACUUUCACAGAGGAAAAAAAAAAGGCUAAAGUCAUUGCGUGAUCAUGUAGCAAUCUUAACCUUUCACUGAAACUUACAUUUGCAUAAUUUUAGUAAUGUUUUUGUAUCCUCUGUGUAAAAAAUGAAAGAGUACACUGAGCUGAUCUCUUUGUUUUUAUGUGAUUUUGAGAAAAAUGGUGCAGACAGCCUCUACAGACUCAGUCACAUAUUUGUAUGUUGAUUCAGUUUUAGUUUUUCUUGUCAGCAUUUUGCUUACCGUCUCUGAAUGAUUACUGUUCAUACUGACUCUGUAUCUCUGCCUGUGCUCUAGCUAGCUGCUCCACUCUCAGCCAAGUACCGGAGCUCCAGGACACCUUGUCUCUCCUGUACUGCCAAGCCCAGCGGGGGCUCACUCCCCUGGGCUCAGACCCCCACACACAACCGGCCUCUCGCAUCCUCUCACUUAUUCAUCAUCUUUUACCUCCCUUUUCCACUUCAUCUACCUUUUUUUCUUAACUGUUUGUUACUUUUGGAGAGGCCAUGACGAUGAACAGGAUGAGUAUUUCCUCCUCAACUCUUUUCUUUACCAGUGUGCAAGUUUCCCUUCUUUAUACUUCUUUGUGUUUCAUUUAAAUUUAUUUGAUGUUUUUUCUGUGUCCACUCACUGUUUUGACCUUCAUGUGUUUAUGAUUUGCUAAAUUUAUACCAUGCAGUGCCUUUCUACUUGAUGUGCUGUUCAUUUGUUUUGCCAUUCACGACAUACAGCCGAUAAUUAUGACAGUGCUUGUGACAGAAAAUGAUAAUGAUAAUGUUGAUGACGGGUGUGCUGUUCAUUUUUCCCUCAAGUGUCAAGAGAGCGUACAGUUGAUUGAUGCCCUAAUUUAUACUCUCAUUGUACACUCAGUGUCAUCAGAACAUUUUUUAAUUGGAGUUGUCACUAAAGGUUAAUUCACUAAUAAUAACACUGUCACAACUGUCUCCCUCCUCAGUGCCAAGUGACCCGGUCAAAAACCUGACAGCUCAGAUCUUCAGCUCCACAGCCAUAAUCGUCAGCUGGGAUCCUCCUCUGGAGCCAAACGGCCGUCCGUACUACCUGCUCACCUUACAGGAGGCUGGCAUCCCCCCAGACAUCUCCAACCAGGGCACCCCAGCUGUCAACAAAACAAUCAAACACACAACCACAGACAUUGUCUUUCUGUUCACCAAACUCAGGAAGUAUUUCCCUUACGUGUUCACCGUUACCCCGGCAACCAGAGCUGGCGCUGCCUUCAACCAUACCAGCACACUGUACCUAAGAACAGAUGAUGACAGUGAGUCCAUCUUCACAGUUAUAGACUUUUAAACUAGAGUCUUUGUGUUUAUUUUAACACUGAUAUUAGUCUGUGUUGUACUCCAGUUCCUAGUUCUGCCCCGUUGGUGGUGUCCACCAGGAAUAUGUCAUCCUCCUCCAUCAAAGUGGUCUGGAAGCGCCCUCUGGAGGCCAAUGGAGAAAUAACAGAGUAUACUCUCACUCUCUUUGGUCCAGGAGGAUCCAACACAACGCAAACCCAAAGCACCUCAUUCAUCUUAACCAACCUACUUCCAUACACAGCUUAUAACCUCACUAUUACUGCUGCCACUCGCAAAGGCGUGGGGCCGAGUCUGCUGCUGCAGCUGCACACUGAUGAAGGAGGUUUGUAUGAGAGCAGGUCUUACAUCACUCCAACAUCUGACUGAGGUGGCAUUUAUUUAUGAAGCAGUGUUUGUUUUAGAGUUGUCAAAAAAGAGUUACUACAUUAUUAUUAAAUUAUUCACAGAAAAAAUAAGAACCUUCUUCUUUUACCUGAUGUAGAAUCUUAAGGGGAAGAUGGUUCUUGUUUUGUAACUAAACUAAACAAAUUGAGAAAGAUUAGUUAACAUACAAAGCACAUGCAGGGAGAGAAAAAAGAGGGGGCAGGCAUCUGUGUCCAGAGGCCUGGGGUGCAAAGCAAGGUGAUCAGUCUGUGAAUCAACACAAAAAUUAGGAGCAUAAAAAAGUAACUCCAAUGCAGGGCUUCUAAGCUUAUAGUAUAGUUCGUGUAUCAUCUGUCUUUUUUAAAUCACACCUUCUUCCUCUUCUGUGUUUCAGGCCCCAUGUCUCCUCCCCGUAACCUGACGAUAUACAACCACACAGCGGUUUCUGUGUGGCUGAGCUGGGAGCCAUCCUUGGAGCCCAAUGGAGUGGUGAUACAGUACGGCUUCAGGAUCCGGGACCUCAUCACACACACCGUCACACACAGGGUAACGUUAAUUUCACACACCGAAAGCUACUCCACAAUAAUAACACCACACACACAUACACAUACACACACACACACACACACACACACACACACACACACACAAUCCAAACCCAGUCAGUAAUAGUACACACUGUCACAGGGGGUAGCUCUAAUUUCACACCUCAGAUACCACUCAGCAGUAUUAUUACCCAUACACACAUGUGCUGAUACAAUAAGAUGUUAUCCACUCAAGGAAUCACAACUGGAUGAUUUAACCUCCUAUGAGACUUAUUCAUGUGUGUGUGUGUGUGUGUGUGUGUGUGUGUGUGUGUGUGUGUGUGUGUGUGUGUGUGUGUGUGUGUGUGUGUGUGUGUGUGUUUGCACAAAUGUAGAAUUCCUCAGGCCCUUCAACCACAGAGUAUCUGUCAGGAUUCAGGCCUCAUAGUUCCUAUGAGAUCAGUGUGUACAGUUUCACCAGAGUCGGUCAUGGAAAUCAGUUCAGCAGCCCGGUGACCUUCACCACCAAUGAGUCAGGUAAAGCACACGCUGUCUGCUGGACACACAAAGGAUGUUCUAGAGAAACUGCUCAGUUCGCGAAUUAAAGCUGGUCAUAGUACAAAUUACGUUUUUAAAGUUUAUUUGAAACCAUUGAGAGUGCUUUUUCAUUUAAAAAAAUAAAACAAAACCAGAUAAAGGCAGAAUUUACAAGAAAAUAAGAAAACACGGUAACACUUUAUUUGACGCAUUUCUGUAACAUAUAAAUAUCUUUAUAAUGCGUUAUUAUCAUGUUAUAGCUCUGUAUAACUAUAGUUAUAAACACUCAUAAAUGAUCAUAAAGCUUUAUAGCAAUAAUCAUAACACAUUAUAAAGCAUUUUAUCAUGACUUACAAGAUCAGGUAUUAUAAUGUGUUAUAACUGUUAACACAUAGAUAACCCACAUAGAUAAUGCAAUGCAAGUUAUGUUAACAGUUAUAACACAUUAUAAUACCUGACCUUGUAAGUCAUGAUAAAAUGUUUUAUAGUGUGUUAUGAUUAUUGCUAUAAAGCAUUAUGAUCAUUUAUGAGUGUUUAUAACUAUAGUUAUACAUUGCUAUAACAUGAUUAUAACGCAUUAUAAAUGCAUUUAAUAAUGAGUUAUAGAGAUCGGCGUCAAAUAAAGUGUUACCGAAAACACUUUGGAAGUAUAAAUGCUUGAAUGGUACAGUGCCAGUGUGAUGAGUAAAAUCAUCUUAUCUUAUUUAAUAUCAAAUAACACCCUUAUAUGAAAAAAGUCAAAUAUAAUAUGAACACCCACACAUUAAGAGCCAAGUCUUGUGAAUUUUCAUAACUCAAAUAUCAUAAGUCCAGUUUAAACACAGGCAGCCUAUUCCACAUUCCUGAUUACUUGAAGUAGUUGUAGAGUGUGGUGGGCGUAGAGAGUGUUGGGUCACUAAUAAUGUCACACUACUGAGGAUAGUAACACCAUACAACCACAGCUAAGCUCUUUUCCUUUUACAGGGGAAAAAAACUUAACUUUGAAAUUAAAAAUUGGUGAAAACUAAGAGCAUCUUAUUUAAAAAGAGCGGAAUACUUUCUAACCAGAGGCUGGGGUCUUUUUCAAAUCCAUAUCUUUACGUCCCUGAAAAAAAAAAAAACUAAUUUCAGUUGAACAAGACAAUAUGCAUGCAAUCAUAGGAAUGGAGUGUAAUAACAUGGGAGCUUCAGGCCAUGCAAUCAAAAGUAAUUUAAAGGUGGUUGCAAUUUUCUAUAAAUGUCAUGUAUCAGUCUACGAAUCACUGUCUAGAUUCAGCUUAUUCGCCCUAUUGUUCCAUCUUCUUUAAGGACUAUUUGUCUGAGCAAAGGUUAAAUCUGAAACUGAAUUCAAUGCGCUUGUCUUAAAGUGACAGUAAUAUGACUUAAUAAAUCUAAUAACAGUAUAGCUAACAUGACUGUCUCACUCCCCUGUCUGCAGUGUCUGAUCAUGUGGGAAACCUGUCUUGCUCUGGUGUCAGCUGGGAUUCGGUUCAGCUGUCUUGGGAACCUCCAGCUAACCCUAAUGGGCAGAUUCUUUUUUAUGAAAUCCUUCUGGAGGUAGACUCACAGUCUUACACACACCAGGCUCACACACCAGAGUACACGGUGACUGGGCUGUCACCAGACCAGGAGUAUGCACUCUCUGUGGCUGCAGUGAACUCAGCCGGACCCGGAGACAGUGUGAACUGUAGCGCUUUUACUCUCUCUGAGUCGGGUAAUGAGGCUUAUUUAAUGGGUAGCAUUUUGGUUUCUUACUGCUGAUUAAUUAGCAUUACUCACAUUGAUUCCUUGUGUCUACCUCAACAGCCCCUGCUGCCCCUCGCUCUCUCACCAUCUCUCAGGUCACAUCUAACAAUGUGACACUUCAGUGGGCACCACCGCUCUCUGUUCCAGGCCUGCUGAAAGAGUAUCACAUCAUUGCACAGCUGCUUUCCACUGUUUGUGCACCAAACAUGCUGACGACUGCACAGCCCGCCCUCGAGGACGAACUGACCCCUGACUGUGUGGACUCUGAAUUCUCAGUGUCAGUGAAUGCCUCAGAUGGCAGUGAGGAGAUCUACAGUGUCACACUCCAAACCCUGGCUAAAUACAGAUACUACCGCUUCAAAGUGGCUGCAGUGACCAAUGCUGGAGUUGGAGAAUAUACAAACUGGAACUAUGCACGCACCCUAGCUGGAAGUAAGAUCACAGCAUGGGUGAUAUGACCUUUUUGUGCCGCCCAAGGGGAGAGUAGCCAGUUAGUCAUACUGUAUCUGACCUCUCCUGGUUUUACAAAGCAUGCAGGGGGAGGUCGUAGGUAUUUAAACUCGGUAACAGGGAAAAAAGAAUAUAGGAUCCCUUUUUCUCAAGUCCUUUUAGAUUUACAUUUAUAUAACAGUAGUUGUAAGUAGGGCUGGACGAUAAAACAAUUACGAUAAAUAUCGUAAAUUAAUUUCCCUCAAUAUCAAUACAAAACAUGGUCAAUUUCCUUUUCGAUAGUCAGCAUUCUAACAUGUUUUGGUAGACUGUAUGAAUAGCCAAUGAAAAGGGAGUUUCUCUGGGUCUGCUUCGUGCUGAACCAAUCAUGUGCUGAAUUAGAACCAGGUAGCAAACAACUGUGUGGUAGCAGGCUGCAGCUACACGCAACCAUAGCACUUUAACAAGUGAAGCCAACAUUACUGUCGGUGAGAAAUAAAGAAAAUGAGUGCUACCCCCGCAGAAAUGCAGAUGAAGGCUCAACAGAUGACAAUAUCGUCGAAAACACUGGCACAAAAAUGUCGGUGGUGUGGAGGUAUUUUGUUUUUUUGAGGUCGGACAUGAAGCAGAGUAAUGUACCUGCAAAUUAUGUCAAGUACAUGUUCUCGCAAAGUCGGGGAAUACCUCAAAUCUUUUUCACCGACUGAAGCAGUGCCACAUAGCAGAGCACGCGCAAUGCAAAAGUUUACAAACCCUGAGUGGAGCGAGGAGCCUGAAACAGCCGACCAUUCAGUCCGCUUUCUCCAGCGCAAUGCCUUACGACAAAACGUCAAGGACACAAAGACCUCACAGAUGCAGUAGCUUAUUGUAUUGCAAAAGACAUGCUACCAAUAAGCACUGUUAAAUUUCAUUUAAGAGUAACAGGGAACAUUUAAGAUUGACUAGUGAUUUUUUUAUAUUGUGAUAUACAUAUCGAUAUCAACUGAUGUGAAAGAAAUACAUCGUUAUAAACUUUUUCCCAUAUCGCCCAGCCCUAGUUGUAAGAUACUGUUUUAGAUAAAGAAUUUGAUUAUGUUUCUUCUACCUCCACCAUUAGACCCUGAUGCCCCUCCGAGUGGUCUGAAAGUGGCUCGCACUUCCAGCAGCCUUCGUAUUGAAUGGGACGCCCCAGCUGUUCUCUCUGGGCCAACUUCAUAUCUAGUGCAGGUGACUUUGUUUAAUCUGGUUUUAUUUACCCUCAUGAUAGAUUUAACCACUUACUGUGGGUAUACAGUUGUAUAGAGUAUACAGUUAUGCUUGGCACUGGUGGCACAGUUUUUAAGAUGCAUUGCAAAAUCCCUGGCAAGGGUUAAAAAAAGCUUUUAGACUAGAAAAGAGAAGGAAUGGGCUGGUAUUCAGCUACUUAUGCAUGUUUCUAGGUCCAUGGUCCUGAUCUGAACAUCUCAACAGUACGGGCUCCUGGAGAGUUGAUGACCGUUGUCGUGACUAAUUUGACUGCUUUCACUCGCUAUUCUGUGACUGUCACCGCCUUCACUGGUCCACUGGAGCUCGCACAUGCUGAUGGGAAAGCUAUUGGUCCUAUUGAAUUUCAAACUAUGGAGGAGGGUAUGCAGAAAGUGCUGUAGCACCUCAGACAGCUGCUGCAAAUGUGGAAAAAUGAACACCAUCUAAUAUUAUUUUUCCUCUGUACUGUUUCUACUCUUAACCCAGAACCCAAAGACCCUCCCAAGAAUGUGAUCUUAUCAGUAAUCCCUGAGGAGGUGAACCGUGUGAAGGUGACUUUUACCCCUCCAGAAGAGCCCAACGGGAACAUAACUGCCUACAUUGUGUAUAUUUAUGAAAAAGACCAGCUGGUCAAGAAUGCCAGCCUUAAUAUCACACAAAGGGACCAAAACAUGCUAACUGGAGUCAUUGAGGGCCUAAAGGGAGGACACAACUACAGUAUACAGGUAAAGAGCACACACAUAUUGCACACAUUAAAGGAAUAUUCCAGCAUAAAAUUAAUCAUGGUUAAACACAACGUAACAAUGAGUAAGACACCCCCUAAAUCAUAAAGUAUAAUUUCCUUGAAGUAAUAAUCAUAUAUAACCAUAUUAAUCAUUUUGCACUGCAGACGCGGUAGUUCUUCUGCCUUAGAGUCUCGGUCUGACUGCAUUUCCAUGAAGAAAUGAUCAUAAAUGUUCUUCCUUGAGCUGCGUCAAACCACAGCAGUUCAUAAUGGACUGGCCCAAGGUCUCGCUACAAACAAGCGGCUGCUGGAAGAGAGUAGUUGAGUUGUGUUUAGUCUCUUUGUUAAAGAAAUCAGGCAAAGUUAAAAAGAUGUUUGGUGGCUAGUACUAUGGCUGGGACCCUAUAUGUACUGUUGAUGAAGUUAGGUGCUGUUCUGAUCAUUAUUUGUGGUUAUAGAGUGGCGUUGAGGUUUGUUUAUGGCUCCUUAGACCGCUGUGUAUUGCUAUCGUGCGGUCGUGACUAAAGUUGGUAUAACUAGAGAAGCAAGCGGUCGGCAACAUUCAUCUAUCAAGGGGGUGUCUAACUCGGUGUUACGGUGUGUUUGACCCUAAAUUAAUUUUACACUGGAAUAUCCCUUUAAGACAUAGGUGUAGGAGAAUCAACCUCACAACUUUAUCCUUGUUUGCUUAAACUAUUUUUUCCCCUCUCUUUCCAUUGCCCAUCUUUCCUUAUUUUGUUUUCAUGUUUGUAGAUUUCAGCAAAGAAUGGGGCCGGGAGGAGCCCACCCAGUCCACAUGUUCAGAUCACCACAGGGAUCAAAGGUGAAUGGCUCUUUUUUGGUGUAUGCUCUUCUGUGCUGUAUGUUUCGCUCUGUCUUGUUGCAGCUGUGCCUCGUUGUAGAUGUGAAGUAGGUUGUAGGCCUGUUCUGACACAGCAAAUCAAUCUCAGCAAUCUCCAGAUGUGAGCUGUUGAUAUAAAGGUGUGGUUAAGACCAUCAGAGCAGGUCUAUAUGUCCGUUUUUUUUUUGGGAGACGCGAAAGGACAAAACCCCACUUCCACUUGUAGUUUUCACACGAUAUCCUCUGUGUGCAUAUGAGUGCUUUUUUUAAUGUGUGUGUGUUUGCUCCUCUGUGUUCACAUGUGCGUGUUUCCUAGCCCCAGCCAAGCCAGCCCAAAGACCCCAGGCAGUGCAGGGCCAUGGAGGGGUUGCUAUGGUAACCCACAGGAGUAUCACCAUCCACAUGCCUGCCUGUUUCUAUAGUGACGACAAUGGACCAAUCACAAAAAUCCAGGUCAUCGUAGCCGAGUCAGGGGGUAUGACUCUUCAAAAACAUUGACAGCCAUCACUAUUAGUUGGAUAUACUUGAGUUUAGGUUGUGUAUGUGCUGAAAGCCUCAAGGAGACCCUGUCUUAGAUCACUCUGCCCUGAGCCAAAGACAAAAAAUAUGCAAGGCGAAGGGCUUAAUGUCAGCAGAGAUUUGAAUCACUGUCCCCUUCUCCAACACCUUCUCUUUUAUUCUUGUCCCGUCACAGUGAAGGACGUCCUGAAUGUAACCAACUGGAAGACUGCUUUCUCUCUUCACCCUGCCCCUUACCUGACUGACAAGGGGUUCCCCAACCCACCAUGUCUCUUGGGUGAUGGGGCAUCACGCACGGAUACACACUUCAGGGGCAGUCAUAGAAUGUCCAGAGAUAUCUGGCCCCGAGUGAGAUACAAUUACACUACAGCAGGAACAUACGUGAUCGGAGGGAACGAUGACUGCAUCAAGGAAAACAACACAGACAGUUUGUGUAAUGGUCCUUUAAAGCCAAAUACAGUCUAUGUGUAAGUAAACCACACAACAAUUUACAAACUGAUGUUAGUGCUUUUAAAUAUGAUAAAGAGCUGACUCUGAACUUUUCCUCAACAGGUUUAAGUUCAGAGCCACAAACAUUAUCGGCCAAUUCACCGACUCUGAAUACUCAGAGCAUGUCAAAACUGCAGGUAUCUGUAGUUGCCCCUUCAUUGCUCUAUAUCAUAAAGUAAGAAAUAUCCUUUAUAUCUUUAUUACUUGUGGUUUUAUCUGUGGUUUCUGCCCUCCGUUUGCAGUGGAUGGACUGCUGACCAGAGAUGAACAGAUUAUUCUGGGUGUCCUGCUCUCCUUCUUUUUAUCUGUUUUACUCAUCAUGAUCAUCUGUGGCUCUGUCAAGUAAGAUAAUAUCAGGCGAUGUUGUGAUGUUAUGCAUGCUAACAUUUACCAAAUCCUUGCAUCAAAUAGUUUAAAGGGAUAUUCCGGGGGUUAGACACCCCCUUUAGAGAUUUAUGUUGCCAACCGCUUGCUUCUCUUGUUAUACCAACUUUCAUAAUGACCGCACGAUAGCAAUACACAGUGGUCUAAGGGGCCACACACAAGCCUUCACCAAAACGCCACCAAACAUCUUUUUAACUUUGCCAAAUUUCUUUAGCAAAGAGACUAAACACAACUCACCUACUCUCUUCCAGCAGCCGCUUGUUUGUAGCAAGACCUUAGGCCAAUCCAUUAUGGACUGCUGCGGGGUGACGCAGCUCAAGGAAGAAGAUUUAUGAUCAUUUCUGCCUUAGAGUCUUGUUCUGAUUGCAAUUCCAUGAAGAAAUGAUCAUAAAUCUUCUUCCUUGAGCUGCGUCACCCCGCAGCAGUCCAUAAUGGAUUGGACUAAGGUCUUGCUACAAACAAGCGGCUGCUGGAAGAGAGUAGGUGAGUUGUGUUUAGUCUCUUUGCUAAAGAAAUUUGGUUGGUAUAGUUGGUAUAACUAGAGAAGCAAGCGGUCGGCAACAUACAUCUCUUGAGGGGGUGUCUAACUCGGUGUAACGGCAUGUUUGACCCUAAAAUAAUUUUACGCUGGAAUAUCCCUUUAAAAGUUCAAACUUUCCUCAUUUUGAUGCCAUAUUAACUUUAUUAUCAAUCACUGUGCUUCACCGACAUGUUAGGAUCCAUCAGCGCAAGAAAGAGGGCGGGACUUACUCACCCAGAGAGGCAGAGAUCAUAGAGACCAAGUGCAAACUGGAUCAGUUGAUUGCUGUGGCGGAUCUGGAGCUGAAACAAGAGAAACUCAACCGGUGCGUGCUUCGCUCGAAUCCAAAUGUGUGUUCUGGAACAAAAAUAUAACACAAACACUUUUGUCUGACAAAAACCAAAACCGUAUGCAACUUCCAUUGAGUUAGCUGCUCCAGACAAAUCACUGGUUUUCAAAAAAAAAGAAAAAAAAAUGUCUUUGCUGCAGCAAACUUGAUGUGGGCCUCUGUCAGCACAGGCAGAGUUGUAGACUUUGUUCAAAAAAUAGAAGCAGCAGCUCUGUAGAACAAAACAGUAUCGUCUUAGCUUUGAAGUUUACUUCAGUUCUCUGCAGAAAAGACAAGCCCUCCUGUCGACUUCUCUUCAUCCAUCCGCUCAAAUAAAGUCAGUGUCACACUUUUCUGCUCUCCUGUUUUUAAGCACAUGGUUGUACAGAGUAGACAGGUGCAAUGAGCUCUAUGGCUGUUUAGAAUUAAAAAAAGAAAUUCAGAGUUGGUUGUGGUCCCUUGUGUAUCUAUUUAUGUGCAAGGCAACAAAAGGGAAAGUCUAAUAGUAUGAGUGGUAGGUGUUUUUCAACAGAAUAGAGUGGAAGGAUCAACUGUAUAGGUUUCUGUCUUCAACAUUUAAAAAUCAGUCACAUGAUAAAAUAGAGAGGCUGUGUAGGUGUGAAACUGACUGUCUUUAAUGAAACUGAAUGUGCAGGUAAAGUGGGAAAAAAAUAAUCUGUGCAUUGUGCAGUGUUUCUGACAAAAGCAUGAUAUGCUCACCUUAGAGCUGCCACUCCUGUUUCUUAAAUUUUAAUUGGCACACCUCUCCAAACACAAUUUAUGCAAAAUUAACACUUUCUUGGUAUACUCGCUAUUUAUAUAUGGCAACAAUAACUUUUUGCAAUAACCUGCCUCGGCUUUUUCUCACUAAGCGCUUUUCUCUUAACAGGUAUUCCUCCUUCUUCUUUAGACGGAAAGAGAUUUAUGUGAUCCAGUAAGUUAAGCGUUUGGCCUGAGUGUGCAUCUUUUUGCUUUGCUUUAUUUGCAUGUUUACUGCAUCUUUCAUUUGUCACCCUGUGUGCAACAACAUCAUUUACCCAUAACGGCUUAAGUCACCCUACUGUGAUGUUGAUUAAACCUUUGGUUAAAGUUGACAGUCGAAUGAAUCAGAGACUUUGGGAUUUUGUCCUCGGCUCUCUCGUCUUCCUCCAUCAGCAGCAGAGAUUGCAGAGCCGUGCUCGCACUCCUCUUCUUGAGACCAUUUUAAUUUGUUUACCCACUCACUAUCUUGAAAUUGCUCUGAAGGUUCAGCUAUCUUAGGGGGCACGAAUGGUAAGCUUUAUUGAUAGCUCAGGAUUUGCUUGGCCUCAAAACUUCAGUAAUGCAAAGAAAACAGUCGAGGGAAAACCAUGUGCUUCAUUCAAGUUCACUGACGAUAACAAAUUCCUGUAGACUGAAACAUCAAAGUGUGAGUCACUGUUAAUAUAAGAGUGAAUUUAAUUAAUAAGGGUUGAAUUCACUGCUUCAACAUAUUUUCACACGUUCUCUUCGAUAUGAGUCAAUCAAUCUGCUGUGGACAGAAAUACCCCAGAGUGGGUUACGAUUGUUGAGUUAAUUUGUUUAUAGUGGUUCAUGUUUGCUUUCUAUUUUUGUACAGGCUGCUCAGCUACCGGAAAUCACUGAAGUAAGUCAUCCUGCAUAAAUAAUGGGAAUUGCAGCCUGUGCUGUACUGCUCAGUAUAACAUUAACCUAGACAGGGUAAAAAAUGGCAUAUUGGUGUUGAGUUUGCUGCAUUUGUCUCAUAUUCAGUGUGUUCCUCCAUCAGGCCUGUGAACAAGAAGUCUUUUCUGCAGCACGUGGAGGAUCUGUGUAACAAUGACAACGCCAAGUUCCAGGAAGAGUUUGCUGUAAGUCUUGGACUUCAGUUCAUCUAUAAAAAACCUGACAAGAAAAAAAAAAAAGAGUUCAGUGCGGACCAAUAAAAACAGAAAUGUGAAUUAAUUUUAAAAAAUACAUACAUUAGAGCUAGAUUGAGCAAACAUCAGCAGCUGCACACACUAAGUCAACACCAGCCAAUCCUAAGAUUACACAUUACCCUUUACCAUUGCAUAACCAAAGACAUGCAGAUGUUACGAAACGCAUCAGAGGGUGCGUGAUUGCUUCUUUCUCUGACCUGCAGACAUUUUUAGACACACAUGUUUAAUCUUUAUCUUAAUUAACUUUGUAACCUUCGUGAGUAAAGAAGCUGAGUACAUUUGCUUAAACAUUUGGAGAAAGGAACAAGAAAUGAGAAAUUCUCUUUUUAUAAAUAUCAAACAGUGUGCAGAGAUUUUAAUUUUUUGUUCUUGGUGACCAGAGCCAAGGCAGUAACAAAAAUCCAUGAUUCCAAAAUCUUACAAGCAUUUCUGUUUUUCUAAAAGCCCUGACUUUUAACCUCUGUUAUUUAUAUGAACGCUGAUGAAUUACAUCUUCCCAGGAGCUUCCAAAACUGCUGCAGGACCUGGCAACCUCAGACGCUGACCUGCCCUGGAACAGAUCCAAGAACCGCUUCCCGAACAUCAAACCGUGUAAGUGGUCAGGCUGAAAAUGAGCUUUCAUGGGUUUUCGACAGUCUCAUCAUGUAUAAAUCCUCUGUGUGUGCGACUGCAUUUCAUAUGUUUGUCCGCUGAGCUUAUCUCAUUGCACUCUGCCUAGACAAUAACAACCGAGUGAAACUGCUGUCAGAACCGGGCACUGCAGGCUCUGACUACAUCAAUGCCAGUUUUGUCUCAGUGAGUACCUGGGGUGUAACUUCUGCUUGAGUCAUUAUCAGGUUGUGAAAUUUGUUAUUCAGGCAUGAGACAUUAUUGCAAUUAGAGGGGUCUGUUCUUGAUAAUUUCCUGUCUCUUAUUGCCUCCUUCAGACAGAUAAGUAGACAGAUGGUUAGAUUGAUUUUCCAGUAUGAUUAUUUCAGUGUGUCGUGUUCUUUGAUGUGAACCUCUUACCACCUUUUUUGUUGUUGUUGUUACCAGGGAUACCUUUGUCCAAAUGAGUUCAUAGCCACCCAGGGUCCUCUGCCUGGCACUGUGGCCGACUUCUGGAGGAUGAUCUGGGAAACAGGAACUCGCACCAUCGCCAUGCUCACGCAGUGUUACGAAAAAGGCAGAGUGCGUCAUGAGAUAUUUGUCACUGUUAUGAAAUAGCGUUCAGAGGAAAAGGCUGAGCUCUAAAACACCAGGAGGGUUGUAUCUGUUAAAUCUGACGUGUGUGUGUCUGUGUGUGUCUGUGUGUGUGCAUGUGUGUGACAUUUCAGAUCCGGUGUCACAAGUACUGGCCAGAGGACAACAAGCCGAUGUCCGUGUUUAGUGACAUUCUCGUCUCCAAAGUGUCAGAGGAGGUCCUCCCUGACUGGACGAUCAGGACUCUCAAAGUAGAAAAGGUGACAAAGCCAGAAUCUACUAACUACACCUCUUACUCUUUAACCACCGGAACUAAUGUGGAAGAGCUGCAAGAUUGAAUAGAUUAGACCUUUAUUCAUCCUACAGUGAUACACACCAUAUUCACAUUCACACAUACCGGGUACAAAAAACAGAUAAAUAAAGAUAAAAGAACGAGUGCAAAAUAGAAAGAGAAGUGCAAGAAAAGGAAAGUAGAGAAGGCUAGUAAAAAAAAUAAAAAGACAAAUGCAGACAAAAACAGGUAUGGAUGUGUGUAGGUAGACUGCAGUGUAGUUGCUGAAUAAUAUAUUUACUGGAUGAUAUUGCACAUAAGAUAUAAUUUAGGGGUGUAUGGAGAAAUAUUGCAGAUGUUGCAUUGGUUUAAAGUAGAUACUCAUGAUUUAGGACAGAUUUAUGUUUAUACUGCUCCUCUUCUACUCUGGUGAUCUGAUAGAGAACAGUGCAGGGGCCUACAUUUGUCAAUCCUGACAUCACAUUUCUUUUUUUUAGCAUCAAAACAAGCAAGAUGUGAACCUUAACAAAAAAUCAACAUGAGAAUAAUCAACUAUUACAGACACUAAGUCUGUGAAAAAAAAUAAAGUGCAUGUUCAUGUUUGUAUUCAUGUUUUUAAAUAUUAAAGUUCCACAUUCAUAGUUAUACACACAUUUUUAGCUGAAUCGUUGCAUUGUGUGUAGUGGAACUUAUCCCUUCAGACCCUUCAAAUCUGUCAAAUUUUUGGUGUAAAUUUCUGUUCGCAGCACGGCCACUACAUUCUGGUCCGCCACUUUAACUACACAUCGUGGCCUGAGCACGGAGUCCCAGAUUCCUGCAGCACUUUCAUCAAGUUUGUCAAGGCUGUCCGAGGCCACAGACAUGACAACACCACUAUAGUGGUCCACUGCAGGUACUGGGGCAAAUCAGUGGUGUUGAACUGACAACAUGCAUAUUGUGUAAGGGUUCAUGUUUGUGCCAUUCUCUCUCUCUCUCUCUCUCUCUCUCUCUUAGUGCGGGUGUGGGAAGAACAGGUGUAUUUGUUGCUCUUGAUCACCUCAUUCAGCAUGUCAGAGAUCAUGACUUUGUGGACAUUUAUGGUCUAGUGGCUGAACUGCGCAGCGAGAGGAUGUGCAUGGUCCAAAAUCUGGUGAGUUUACUUCAUCUAUGUAAGUGUGUUAUUCCUGCGGUUAAAAAAAGAGGAUAAAUAACAUACAAAAAAGGGUUUCACACAGUAUUUGGUCUUAAGUUGUUCCAGUAAGAGUGGCAGUGUGGUUGUCCUACUUUUUACUUCUUGCCCUGCUAUGAUCCCAUCCCCAUGAGAAAUAUUUAGAAAAUUCUUGUUUUGACGAAGGAAAUGAUCUGGCAGCGGAUAAAAGGCAUAUGCUGAGCAGGAAUCCCCCUUUUGAAGCAGCAUGAAUCUGUCCUAAAAUUACCUUAUUCAGUCAUUACUUAAACCUCAGUGGUGUGUGUCUUCUUCUCUGCAGGGUCUCCCAGCCCUGUGCCUGUGAUUCUUCCAAGUAUUCUUGUUUUAUUAGUCUCGCUUGUUCUGCACAUUUCUUGGUGUCCACAUUUUGGCGAUGAGAUAUGAGCCUGCAGUGUUUGCAGCUACGAGAACGUCUUCCAGCCCGGUGGAGCAUGAUUUUUUGUGACAGCGUGCCAAACAGCCUGCCAUUAGCAAACAAUUCCAAUUACUUCAUUAUUAUGAUGGAACAAGAGCAGCUUGGCUUUAAGAGGCCAUCAUUCAGAUUACUUGUGGAUUCACAAAUGUUGUUAUUAAGAUGUUUAAGCCAAGGAGCAGCUUUGGACAAGCCCCGGGUAUUUUGAUAUAAUCCAAAACAAAACAAUGUGAAAAUUUAUCGAGAAUAAAACCACCAGAUUUUUCAGGCGGCUCUUCUCAAAAAUUCUUCCUUUAAUUAGUUUUUUAUUGCAGAUUUUGAACAGCAGUUUUUAUUAGAGAGCAUGGAGGGGGAUCAGUUUCUGUGUCGUCCUUGGGUUAGUUCUUAUGGUUAUUUGAAUCAGGGAGAAGUUAAGUGUUAAAAAACAUGUCAAUGACACACUCGAGAUAGAAAGUUAAACAAAAAUUAAUGAGGACUGCUUAGAUUAGAUCGCACCGCAGGGUCCUUGACAAAAUUCCUGUCCCUCUGGUUUUCCAGUUCAGCGAAACCUUACUGAGAAGGGACUCUUCAUUGGUCUAUCCCUAAAAAAAAACCCAGUGGUUGGCCUCCUAAAAUACACACUGCCUCCAACAUUCAGCCCCCCAUCAUGCUUUCUGCUUUGUUGUAACAACAAAUUUAAUUCAGCUCUUCCAUCCAAAAUCACAAAGCCUGCUAGAGUCGGUGCUUUUCCAUUAGAGUUUAACAAGCACGUCUCACCCAGCUUCACUUGAUAAUGACAGAUUUCCCUUUUUAUACCAUUUUGUUUUCAGAGGUCUUUGAACCAAUGCAGUUUUUCUUUUUUUCAGUGGGGUUGUAUGAGGUCCUUGUCCGUAGUAAGCAUAAUCUACGCUUCAGCCACAGGGGAUUCUGCUUGACUCAGCCCCUUUGUGGAGAAACUAGCUAGGAGACCAGCACAGAAGCAGAUAAUUAGCUAAUAAUGGCUGAUUAUAAAACACUCUAUAAUGUGUUAUGCUUAUUUUUAUAAAGCCUUAUGAUAAUUAAUGAGUGUUUAUAAUGAUAGUUAUACAAGUUUAUAAGCAGAUUAUAACACAUUAUAAAUAUAUGUAUAAUGCAUUAUCUAUGUGGGCAUUGUCAGUGAGUUGUUAACAGCUAUCACACAUUAUAAUACCUGACCUUGUAUGACAUGAUAAAAUGCUUUAUAACGUGUUAUGAUUAUUGCUAUAAAGCAUUAUGAUCAUUUAUGAGUGUUUAUAACUAUAGUUAUACAGUGCUAUAACGUGGUUAUAACGCAUUAUACAUAUAUUUAUAAUGCGCUAUAGAGAUAGGCGUCAAAUAAAGUGUUACUCAAUUAUAUAUAAACUUUACAGCACUUAGACCAUUGUAAGAUUUUAGGCUCUCUAUCGCUGGAUGCAGCCUUGAUCUAAGCAACAUCUUACCUGUGUCUCUCCACUCGUUCUGUGCAGGUUCAUGUGUCAACAGAUUUCUGCUAAGGUCAACUUUGGUUUCAGUUCAUUUAGAUUAACAAAUAGAUAAAGGCAGAACGCAAACAAGAAUUCUUCAGGGAUGAAGGUUAUUUUUUCGUCGUCGGUCAAACGGCAAAGUUGCUCCGCGUGUUCUUUGGAAGCAUGCCACUCUCAAGUGUUGGUAUCCCUCCACUCAGCCAGAGGAGGAAACUAAUGAGCAGCUUUAUGGGCCAAAACCACUUUGUGCCCAGUGAGCGUAUUUAUUUGGCAUUCAUGGUACAUUAUCUUGAAACAUGGUAUCCAGUCUAAAGUCUAUAGUCUAUAAAUCUAUAGCUUUGGCAGCUGCAGUAAAAAAAAGAAAGAGUAGCAAUUUCAGUAAGUCAAACGUCAAGUUUUCAAAAUAUUUGAUUUUGUCGAAGCACAUUUGGUUAAACUUAGACGCCAAUUAGCUAUAAUACAAAACUCCUGAUUUAAGUGGUAUAAUUUUGAUUUGUGCGAGUAAUCUGCAAUCCAACAUACUAUAUUUUGGUGUUCCUGUCAUGCAUUUUUCAGCUAUAUUUGUACGUUUUUGUUUUCAUUAUACAAGACAGCAGCGCGAAAAAACAGUCCAAGGCUCAACUCAUAUUUGGGUUGUUGCAAAUCAGUAAAAGCUCCCAAAAAAUAUGUUACUUUAAGACCAGUGGUUCUCAAGUCCAGUCCUCGAGCCCCCCGUGCUGCAUGUUUUGGAUGUUUCCCUGCUCCAACACACCUGAUUCAAAUGAUCAGCUCGUUAUUGAGCCAUUUCAGAGCUUGAUAACGAGCUGAUCAUUUGAAUCAGGUGUGUUGGAGCAGGGAAACAUCCAAAACAUGCAGAACAGUGGGCCUCGAGGACUGGACUUAAGAACGACUGCUUUAAGACAUAAUACAUCUGUCUUUUUGUGUUAGGCCCAGUACAUCUUCUUGCACCAAAGUACGCUGGAACUCCUGAACAACAAAGGCAACAGUCAGUCCAUCUGGUUUGUCAGCUACUCUGCUCUGGAGAAGAUGGACUCGCUAGACGCCAUGGAAGGUACACAACUUGAAAACACACACAUGCACAUACACAGAAACAGACAAAUAAUACACACUCCAAACUGCUUUGUGCUCACUCCUGUUUGUACGAUCUGCAGGGGAUGUGGAACUGGAAUGGGAAGAGACCACCAUGUAA